GGGACCUGAUUGACUAGUGCCAAAUACACUGACCGUGACUGCCUGGGGACCUGAUUGACUAGUGCCAAAUACACUAACAGUGACUGCCUGGGGACCUGAUUGACUAGCGCCAAAUACACUGACAGUGACUACCUGCCAGCACCCCCUCUCCCCAAACUACAGUCUCUGUGUGCCUUUAUCCAGGAAUUCCCCCAUAUACCAUCACCAUUAAUAUUUAUAGUACAUGGCAGUAUCAGCACCUACAGUAACUGUAACUCUGCCUGUCACGUGGUUUCUGUGUGUUCGAAGCUCCGGAUAGUGUAUCCCUGCAGCCUGAACAUUCCACUGAUCUCCGAGAAGCUGUCACUCACAAGCUGCUCUCUGCUCCUUGACGUGGCACUGGGCGCCGCCAUGCUGGUGACGUCACACGGUGCGCUGCCCGGCUGCUGAGAGAGCUAGCGGUAGGAGCUGGGGAGUGAGACCAGGGAGGUAAGUGAAAGGGGGCUGUGAGUGUGAGUGAAAGGGGGCUGCGAGGUGGGUGAGACACGUAGACACUCCAAAGUGAGUGAAGACAGUGUAUGGGGGAGGCUGAGUGUGAGUGACAGCUCUGAGCAGGGCAGUGAGUGAGGUAUGGGGGAGAGGAAGGGUUAAUGGGGAAAGUCUGAACUUAGCGGAGUAUGAGUGAAGUUUCUCCUACCAGUGAGUGCUGCCUCACUGUGAGAGUAGGUGUCACUCACUCUCAUUCAUGACCUGCUGGAGGGUAUAUUUGAAUUACUGUACAUUAAAUAAAGAACCACUAGGUUUUCUGAUCUAAGGGUUUACUUACUAAAUAGUGAAUCUAGUGAUCAAUUGACAAGCACGUUUAGGCUGAAAUAUUAAAGUUGGACACGUUCUCCACUCUGUCUACUUUGUAACUAUUGUCUGUGUUCCCAAGAACUCUCUGUUUAGUGAAUAAACCCUUUAUUGUAGAAGUGAUGGCUCAGUCUGAUUAGCACUUAGUCAAAAUUCUGUUGGGUUUAUUUAUAUUAAAACUGGUUAUAUCAUCAAUGUGUUUUCAUAAAUUAUAGGCACAGUUUCAGUGCAUUUAGUAAGCGCCCAGGCGGGGGUUAAAUAACUAAAAUCAAAGAAGAUAAGACAAGUACAUAUCUUUCUAAGGAUGCUAAGACUGAAAGUAGUUUACACUAAUUCAAAUUAGCUUUUUUUUUUUUUUUAUCAGAUAAACAGCUGAAAAGUUGCCACCAGUCUCACUCUAAAAUUGUAUUUUUAUGAACAUACUACUUUUUUUUGGGUGGGGGGUACUUUUAUAAUUAGUAAUGCUUAGAUAACGCUUACUUAAGGUAGCAGUAAUUUUAAUGUGUCUGAAAGUUUGCAUAUUCCCUAAAUCUCCCCAAUAACACGUAAAAUACGGGUGCCCUGUUUAACUAUAUGAGUAAUUUAGUGAUUUUCAAAUUAUUGGUAUCGAUAGCUGAGCUUGAAAAAAAUCCUGAUAAUUCACAGUGAAUUACUCAAUAUUAAUACCGCCCCCAUCCUAUAACCCAUGUUUAUCAAGUAAAAUUGCUUUUAUAGAGCUGUAGAUGUCUUAUUUAUGUACACACAUUACUUAUUGUUUAACAUUAUCAUGCACAUUUUAUGUAGAUGGAGUAUAAGUUGCAGAAAAGAGUAUCUUCUGUCUUCUACAGGUUAAAAACCAAUAAUGUGAAAUAUGAAUAUUCAUUUCAAGUUACAUUUGUGGGUCUGCGUAUGUUUACGCAUAAUUUUAGAAUUAUAUAAAAUUGUUUAUCAAAAAUGUAGAACCACACGUGAAACUAUUGACAUGUUUUGUGGUUCAAACACGAGAAUAUCCUAUAUUGAAAUAAAAUAAAAACCUUCUAAUAUUCACAAAGCCCAGGGGAAUGUUGUUAUUGUCAGUAGUAGUUACCACUUUUAUAGGUAGUCAUUAAAGGUGAAGUAGAAAAUUAGUAUGUUGCUAAGUGACGUGAAGCACUGUCUCUGACAGCCAUACAAAACCAGUGUUAUCAUCCUUUCCCAUAAGUAAGGCUUAAGUAUGGUUGUUUUUUUGUUUGUUUUGCAGCAAAAGUGUUAACAUCUGACCAUGACAACCUUCCUGGAGUUUAUUCAGCAGAAUGAAGAUAGAGAUGGUGUCCGUUUCAGCUGGAAUGUUUGGCCUUCAAGCCGUUUGGAGGCCACACGGAUGGUGGUUCCAGUUGCCUCUCUUUUCACACCAUUGAAAGAGAGACCUGACCUGCCUCCUAUACAGUAUGAACCGGUUCUUUGCAGCAGGACCACAUGUAGGGCUGUGCUCAAUCCUUUGUGGUAGGUUAUCACCAAUUAGCAUGUAUGUAGUUAAAGGUGUUCGUGAGCCUAAUCUUCUAAAUAUAUUUUUUAACUAAAUUUAUAAUUCUUAUUACUUUUUACCUGUUGAGUGCUUUGUAAUGUGCUCAAACGGUUAAGUGCUCCUUAGGCUAGAGAUAAUUAUAUCAUCUACAGAGAUGCAUUGAGGCUAUUAAGCACAUGCGUAGCUAUUGCUUAUGCCACCAUGGGAAAACAUUAAAUCAUCUCAGUGUGUUAUCCAUGCCAAUAUACCUGUUCAGUGAUAUGAGAGCUGGCAAGUAUAAUUUCUGCCUUACUGAUAGACAGGGCAUCUAGAUGGGGAUAUAGCUCCACUUUGAAGCCUUUUAGGAGAGUUUGAGAGGGAAUAAAAUGCUAACAAACUGAACAAUUUGAAGUGAUUAUACAGCUAGCGUGUUCCUUUAAAAAUAAAUAAUGGGGGCGUGGUUUAGCUGCUGAGAAAGAUGGUAGUGUUAGACAGAGCUCUACAAGCGACAGGCUGUUUAUAGCAAACCCAAGUCAUAUUAUUAUUGCAGAACACUCCCUCCAUAGCUGCUGAAGAUGUCCCACAGCAAGCAGAAGAAGAAAGGCGAUAAAUGAGCAAAAGUUAUUAAAGCAGAAUAAGGGGUGGCGGCAGACCAUAUUUCAGCAAAUAUGCUUGGGAAUGAGCCCUAGAAUAAAACUCCCCUCUAUGAUAUAUUGGUCACCUGGCAUGGGGGAAGGAUAUGGGAACCGAAUUAACUGAGGACCAAGGGAGGUGGGCUUUUAAAGCAUCUAGAGCAGGGGUUCUCAACGUUAGUCCUCAGGACCCCCUACCAGUCCAGGGUUUAGGGAUUACCUGGGUGUGUCUAAGGUGUUUAGAAAAAGAAAAAAAAACACCUUAGAGUCUAAGACUUAGAGUCUAAGGUGUUUUUUUCCCUUUUUCUAAACACCUGAGACACACCCAGGUAAUCCCCAAAUCCUGGACUGGUAGGGGGUUCUGAGGACUGGGUUGAGAACCCCUGAUCUAGAGUAUGGGUUCCCAACCCAGUCCUCAAGUACACACCACCAGUCCAGAAUUUAGAGAUAACCCUGUUGUGUCUAAAAUGUUUUUUUUUGUUGUUGUUUUUUUUUAAAUUCUUUAUAAAAACACCUUCGAUACAACUGGGUAAUCGGUAAAUCCUGGACUGUUAGGUGUAACUUGAGGACUGGGUUGGGAACCGCUGAUCCAGAAUAAUGACGAAAUGCUCUACACAACUGGAAACCAUACAGAAAAUAGUUUACCGUUUGUGUCUGGUACCGGCUUGGUUAGCCCAUAUAUAUCCUGGGAUAUCCAACCUAUGUUGGAGUUGUCUCACAAGGGAGGGUAUGAUUUGCCAUAUCUGGUGGUCAUGUGUGGCCCUGAAACCAUAAUGGCAUAUGGUGAGUUUGAUAACUAAUUCAACAGAAAACAAAUCUGUCAGGGUCCCAUCCAGAGACAAGGUGAUUUAACAAGUGUCAUUAAAUUAUUCUUAUGAAGAGAGGGCUCAUAUUAAUAUAUGGAAUGGCAGAGGAGAGGCCUUUUUCUGGGACCUCUGGAGGUAUUACACAAGAGGAUCUCCUAAAGAGCAACCCUAAGGAGAUGAGGGGGGAAGGGUAGUGGAAACGCGAGUCCCUGUGUUACUGAUGGCCAAGUACACAAAAUGGGGUAGUGACAAUGCUAACCCAUUGUCCAAACACUUUAACCAAAAUGUUUGGAACACUUUGUUAUAAUUGUUUACUUCUUACUCUGUUAAUUUUCUCUCUUUACCCUUUCAUUAAUAUUGUUCAAAAACCACAUGUACUUGUAAAGUACAUAUCUCAAGUCGGCGUUGCUCAUGAAUAUGUGAGCACCAGGAAGGAAAAUGUCAUGGUUCCCCAGUGGUUGUGGUUGGAUAAUGGAAUGUAUAAGUAUACAUAUGUGAGGUGAAAUGUCUAUAUAUAUAUAUAUAUAUAUAUAUAAAUAUAGUGUGUGUGUGUGAAAUUAUAUUUCGACUGAAUCUAUGACGUGUAACCGAUCAGUGGCUCAAAUGUUACAUAGUUACAUAGUUACAUAGUUACAUAGCUGAAAAGAGACUUGCGUCCAUCAAGUUCAGCCUUCCUCACAUUUGUUUUUUGCUGUUGAUCCAAAAGAAGGCAAAAAAAACCAGUUUGAAGCACAAUUUUGCAGCAAGCUAGGAAAAAAAUUCCUUCUUGACCCCAGAAUGGCAGUCAGAUUUAUCCUUGGAUCAAGCAGUUAUUACCCUACAUUGAAAGAUUAUAUCCUUGAAUAUUCUGUUCUUGCAAGUAUGCAUCUAGUAGCCGUUUGAACAUCUGUAUGGACUCUGAUAGAGCCACUUCCUCAGGCAGAGAAUUCCACAUCCUGAUUGUUCUUACAGUAAAAACCUUUCCUUUGCCUUAGAGAAAUCUUCUUUCUUCCAGUCUAAACGCAUGGCCUCGUGUCCUAUGUAAAGUCCGGUUUGUGAAUAGAUUUCCACACAAUGGUUUGUAUUGGCCCCGAAUAUAUUUGUAUAAUGUUAUCAUAUCCCCUCUCAGGCGACGUUUUUCUAAACUAAAUAGGUUUAAAUUUGUUAACCUUUCUUCAUAGCCGAUAUGUUCCAUUCCUUUUAUUAAUUUUGUAGCCCGCCUCUGCACUUUUUCUAGUGCCAUAAUAUCCUUCUUUAGAACAGGUGCCCAAAAUUGCACAGCAUAUUCAAUAUGGGGUCUUACCAGUGAUUUAUAAAGAGGCAAAAUUAUAUUCUUGUCCCGAGAAUGAAUGCCCUUUUUCAUGCAUGACAAUACCUUACUGGCCUUGGCCACUGCUGAUUGACAUUGCACAUUGUUGCAUAGUUUGUUGUCUAUAACAAUUCCCAAGUCCUUUUCAUGUGUUGUUAUCCCUAAUUCGCUUCCAUUAAGGGUAUACGUUGCUUGUGUAUUCUUUACGCCGAAGUGCAUAACUUUGCAUUUUUCAACAUUAAAUUUCAUCUGCCAUUUGAGUGCCCAGUCCCCCAGUCUAUCUAAAUCCCUCUGCAGCAAAGUAAUAUCUUGCUCACAUUGUAUUGUUUUACAAAGUUUGGUGUCAUCUGCAAACACUGAAACAUGACUUUCAAUGCGGUCUUCAAGAUCAUUUAUAAACAUGUUAAAUAGAAGGGGUCCCAGCACAGACCCCUGAGGGACACCACUUGCCACCUCUGUCCAGCUUGAAAAUUUACCAUUAAUGACAACUCUUUGUACUCUGUUUUUAAGCCAAUGUUCUACCCAAGAACAAGCAUUUUCAUCUAGACCGAUUUCCUUGAGUUUGAACACUAAUCUAUUGUGUGGAACUGUAUCAAAUGCCUUGGCAAAAUCCAAAAAGAUCACAUCCACGACAACACCCUGAUCUAUACUUCUACUUACUUCUUCGUAGAACGCAAUCAAGUUAGUUUGACAUGACCUGUGCUUCAUAAAACCAUGCUGAUUUUUGCUGAUAACCAUGUUCUUCUCAAGGAAUUCUUGAAUAUUAUCCCUUAAUAACCUUUCAAAUAUUUUACCAGCCACAGAAGUUAAGCUCACAGGUCUAUAAUUUCCAGGCAAGGAUUUUGAACCCUUUUGAAUAUAGGAACCACAUCUGCCUUCCUCCAAUCCUCCGGAACACUUCCUGAAAGAAAAGAAUCUUGAAAGAUUAAAAACAGAGGUUCACUUAUUUCUACACUUAGUUCCUUAAGUACACGUGGAUGGAUACCGCCAGGCCCUGGAGCUUUGUUUAUAUUAACUUUCUUUAGUUGCUGCAGCACCUUGUCUUGAGUUAACCAAUUACAAUUAUUCUGCAAGUUUUUAGUAGCAAUCAUUUGCACAUCUAUUGCCAUGGGUUCUUCCUUAAUAUAUACGGAGGAGAAAAAGUUAUUUAAAAUUCCUGCCUUUUCCUGGUCUUCAUUAAUUAACAACCCCGUUUCAGUUUUUAGUGUACCUACACUUUCAUUUUGUUUUGUUUUUUAGAAUUUAUGUACUUAAAUGCUUUGGGGUUGGUUUUGCUCUCUUCAGCUAUCAUUAUUUCAUUUUGAAGUUUAGCAAGUCUAAAUGUGACUUUGUAUACACAAAACAAUGUAUUUAUGCUCAUCCGAUGUAUCAAUAAUCAAUAAAAACAUAUAUAAAAUAUAUGUGGGGUAAUUCCCAACACCCAAUAGGUUUACAUUAACCAAUUUAUUUUGACUGCUUUAGGUUCUUUCAUAGAGACUGAUUAGUUGUCGUUAGCCUUGUAACCUUGUGAGGAGUUGAAAGACUUAUUAGCAAUAGCAGCAGAAAUAAAAAUAAUCUGCCCCAAGAUAUACAACAUUCUGGGGAGGUAAUAGUCCAUUUUAUAUGUGUUUUGUGAGUGUGUAGCAUAGAAACCACUUAAAAAGACAAAAAGGGUGUUAUAUGAUUGUACCACCACUGGAAUGAGAGAGAUGGUUCAAAUGCUUUUCCUUUUCUCUCAUAAAAUAUUUUGUGACAUGUUGAUGUAUAACUUUCAACUCUAUGGGACAUCCUUUCUAAAGUACCAUUGUAAACUACUUACUGAUACUUAGCGAGUAAUUGUAUAGCUUACAGGGACCACGUGAGGCACUCUAAGCACUUAGCUUAUUUAAAUGAUUAUGGUGCUAGAAUAGCAUCCCUGCUUUCUUACAAUUUAAUUCAUUAAUAUACACCAGCAGAAAUAAGACUGGGAAAUAUAAAUCACAAGAAAUAAAUGUAUAUUAAAAUGAAACACUAUGCGAAAAGAAUCACAGCCCAAUUACACUAUAAUUGUUUUGGAUUAGUAUCUGAUGAAAACCUAGACAUUUGAUGGUUGCAUCCCCAUCCCCAUUACUUAUAAAUUAUCUAAAAAAAAACUGUGCAACCUUUGCUUUCAUAAGUUGCAUCAUUACUUCAAUAAAAUCCACCUGUGCACACUUAAGGUCACAUGAGACCAUGAUCUUACAAUAAAUAGAAGAUCCUGUAGUUUCUUAGAGAGAGAGAAACAUCUACCCAUUAAAUCCAGUGCAUAGGAUGACUGUGUAUCAAAAGUGUACCAUAGCUUGAUUCACCAAACUGUGAUAUGACUGAUAUCAUUUUUUAGAGUGGUUACGCUAAUCCAGUGGGAUAAGUGGAACUGCUCUUUGAGGGUAGAAUACUUGCCCUGUAUGGGUGUAUAGAAUAGAACCAGACCCUAUAGACUUAAAUAAAAUGAUUUGAUUGAAGUUGUCACCUUAAUUUGGCAAGAAUUGAAGGCAGACCCACUAAACAGUGAUUUGACUGGGAACCUUACAGAUAAUAGGUAUUUUUUGUAUACUUUACUGUAUAAUACAUUUAAAUGUAGAUAGUCAAUUUCAUCCCACAGUUUCUCAUUAAAGAUAAAGAAGAUAUUUUGGACUACAUCUCUCAUAAUGCUCUUACAGCCAUAAUGCUGGUAAAGCAUCAUGGGAGAUGUAGCACGCAACAUCUGGAGUGCCGAAGGUUGCCUACCCCUGCAUCACUCAUUUGGGUCUUGGGAUUUAAAGGCAUGCUACACAGCUCUCGGAUUCUAGAAACCAUUACAAUGAAAGAUGAACAUUUAACCGCUAGAACUCAUUGGAGAUGCACAAGAGAGAGAUCUGUAACAUAAAUGGCAAUAUUCUCUUCUGGAUGCAUGCAGCAGCAAUAUUAUUGCAUCACUCCCAUUUUUUUUUUUUUUUUAAACGCCAUUCGCUUCCCUCCCCUGUUUCUCUGCACCUUUAUUGUUCAUGUAAAAAAAUUCUUAAUUUUGUGCUUCAACAUACUCUUUGCCCAUUUUUAUUUUAAAUAUAACAUUGACACAACUUUUUCUUCUAGUCAACCUCCCCGAAAAUAUUUUUAGUGAUUAUUGUCCCCUAACCUGUUUUCACCUUUUAACCACCAUUUUGUUGAAUCUCUCACUCCUUCUGCCGUAGCUCUCCAACAUGUAUACAUUCACAUAGCGUUAUAUCCUCGGCUGUCUGAUUUUCUAAUAUAUAUAUUCUUUGUUGUUUGCCAUUUUUUUUUAUACUUCCAAGGACAACCUUAAAUUUGAAAAACAAACUACUUAAAAAGAGUUGUGCAUAGAUCCUUCUAUUAUUGUUCCAAACAGAUUGAAGUAGUAAUAAUAUGCCAUGUUGGAUAUCAAAAACAUUAUUUAUGUUUACUAUUCUUUAUUUUUUUUAAUCUUUUCCUUUGCUGUACUUGUUUUUAUAAUAGACCAAUAUAUAUUUAUUUAUUUAUAUAUAUGUGUAUCCCAUUGUACAGCACUGCAGAAUUUGUUGGCGCUUUAUAAGUAAUUAUAUAGCGAAGCGUUGUGAUCUUCAAUGUGUCGUAUAGCAUUGUAGGUAUUCAUUCAGGAGUAAGUAGAACUAUCCUUUCUAAAAUUCCUUUCAAACUGAAGAGGUUGCAAACUUGCCUGGACUUGGUCCAAGUGAAAUGUGAUCUGUUGUUGGGUAAACAUCUGACGUGUAAAAUCAGACCCUCUUAGUAGUUCUGUGUCCUGACAAGUCUGAUUUUACGGCACUUGGGUCUUAUUUGCUAAAGGAUGGUAAACAUGAUCACAUGGGUUAUUUCAUGAUAAAAUAUUAAUUCAUUUUAAAGUACAAUUGUUACAUUUGUGUGUUUUGCACAACCAAAUAGCUAACCAAAGCUUGGCUAUGAGUUGUGCUAUUUUUCUUUUGUGUUAUCUACAUUGCAUGUUCGUGUCCUGGCAUUGCCAAGGCAUACAAUGUAAAUGAGCUUGACUUCCAUGGUAACAUGUGCGUGAACUAUGAGGGAACAUGCAUGGCACUAUGAAAGGAAUCCCUGAGCCGUCUUUUGGCAAUUAGCAAAGAGAUACCAAACAUAGAUAAAAAAUUGGAGCAAGAGCUCUGCCCGAAUCCAUUAAAAAAGUGCUCCCUUUUUUUAAAUUUUUUUUUUUUUAUGUCUAAUAUGGAUACAAUGCCAUAAUCUGAUAUGUUAUUGUUUUGGAAUGGUAAACUAAUUUCAUAGAAUUUGUAAAACUUUUUUUUGUUGUUGUUGAGAUUUUGAAAAGUAGGACUGAAUUGGAUACUUAUAUUUCAUUUUGCAGCCAAGUGGAUUACAGAGCAAAACUGUGGGCUUGCAAUUUUUGCUAUCAACGAAAUCAGGUGAGACAACACAUACAAACUCACACAAUCAGAACAAACAUCAAACAUUAAAUGGAUAUGAAUGGUGUCAUAUGUUAUUGGGUUACGUCCUUCAAGAUGUUUAGUUCUCUCUUCGUGACAGCAAUCACUCCCCUGACAGUCCUUUUUUUUUUGUGUCUAAGUGGUGGGUUAGCACUGCUGCUUUUGCUUAUGAGUGAUAUGAGGUUAAUAAAGGGGGGAAAAUGCAUGCAAAAUGCAAAGAUAACACAAUAUGAUUAAAUUGUUCAUUCAGGUCAUAACCCAUGCAUGGGCAUGAAAUCUUGUUUUUUAAAAAAUCUGCAUGCAAUUGCUAAGGAAGCCUUAAUUAAUGUUUGUUUGAUGUAUUUAAAAGUGAGACUUGUCAAUGUGUCUUUACAUGUGUUGCAAAGCAUGCUGGAAAAGCGUGCAUUUUCUAAGGCUUACUUUGGGAUAUAUAGUUGAUGCACAACCGUAAAGAAAAAUGUUUGCCUCAUGUAAAUUGAGCAGAUAAGAACCGUUUGGCCCAUCUAGUCUGCCCAGUUUUCUAAAUACUUAUAUUAGUCUCUGGUCUAGGAUAGCCUUCUUCCUAUACCACGCAUGCUUAAACACUGUGUUAACCUCUACUAUUUCAGCUGGAAGGCUAUUCCGUGCGUCCACUACCCUCUCAGUAAAGUAAUAGUAAAAAUUAGCACAAUAGAAGUAAUAUAACAGCAUCAUCAUGCAAAGCUAUUCAAAAUAACAUAUUUUAUUUAUAAGUAGGCAGAGCGUGGCAAGAAUCAUUUGUUUAUCUCUACACACAGUCUUAUUUAAAGGGUGAUAAAGCAACUGAGAUUAGUAGAAAAGAGACCAGCUGCUAAGAAUGCAUACCUCCCCACAUUUCAUGGAUAAAGAGUGAUACUUAAAUUUUAGGGGGGUGGCCAGUGAUGGCGCUGUUAUGAGAAAUAGGUGACUUACUAAUAACAAUUUAUACAACUAUAAUGUAAUUUAGAAGAACAAUGCAUCUUAUUUACACAGACUAAUUUCUAAACACAUUUAUUGUAGUUUAAAGACAUAUUACUGUGAGUAUUAUUGCUGUGGAGCUCUGUUAUACACUCAGACACACCAAAAAUAUGGAGGUCCUCAAAAAAAGGAACAGAGAGAUUUGGGCCCAAAAUAGGGACUGUCUCUCCUAAGUAGGGACACUUGGGAGGUAUGGGUUUGCUAAUUUAGAUUUGCAUAUACCACAUUACAGCUGAAUCUUCGUCAUUAUUUGUUUACCAAUUCUCCUCAUACAAACUAAGGUAAUUGCAUCCUUAAAAGUUUAACCCACUUGACCCUAAAGGGACACUAUAGACACACAGACCACUUCAACGCACUCCUGUUCCAGUUUGGUUUUAGAUUGGCUGAAGCCAUAUUCAGUCGAAUCUCACUGCCGCAAUAAGAUCUAUUUAAACAUUGCAGGGACCAAUUCUGUAUCAAAUUGUUUAGCAGUAAGUAAAGCGAAACUCAGAGAACUGAGCACAAUGAAUAUGACCAGCCUUGCUAUAGUGGAUAGACCCACAUAUGUUUUGAAAUGCUUUUGACUAUAGGUAGAAAAGCCUUAAUGAUCUUGUACCGUCUCAUAUAUAUUAAUCUGUCUUUACCACAGCUGAUCACUGACAGAGUUUAAUACGCUUCUUUCCUUUCAGUUCCCUCCUACAUAUGCUGGAAUAUCUGAGGUGAACCAACCUGCCGAACUCCUGCCCCAGUUUUCAAGCAUUGAAUAUGUAGUGCAGGUAAAUAAGACCUUUUUAAACCUUGUACUUUCUGUUUUGCCAAGGCAAAGAUAGGAUUGCUUAAUUUCAAGAUGCAUCUGAUUUUAAAUGUCACAUAUCUAAUAGAUGCUGUAAAUUCUAUAGUUGUUUUUACCUUUAGUUAACCUUUAACCCCUUAAGGACCAAACUUCUGGAAUAAAAGGGAAUCAUGACAUGUCACACAUGUCAUGUGUCCUUACGGGGUUAAAGGACACUAUAGUCACCAGAACAACUGGUAAUGUGGUAGUUGUUCUGGUAAGUAUAGUAAGUUCCUGCAGGCUUUAUAAUGUAAACGCUGCCUUUUCAGAGAAAAGGCAGUAUUUACAUAGCUGCCUGGUUACACCUCCAGUGGCCACUCCACAGACAGCCACUAGAGGUGCUUCCAGUAGGGCAUUGACGUUGACGCCGAAAUCUCCCCAUAUAAAUGCAUUGAUUCAAUCCAUCUCUAUGAGGAGAUGCUGACUGGCUAGGCAGCAUAUGGACCCUCCCCUGCCCCACCUCCUUGGCUGAGAUCAUUUUUUCUAUGGGAAAGCAUUGUAAUUGGCUGAGAUUAUCAAUUCUGGUGAUGCCAGCCAAGGAGGCAGAUCCUGUGCUGCACUGGAAAUAAGGUAAUUUUUCUUAUUAUUUAAGAGGUGCAAGGGGGAGGGGGAGCAGGGACCAUACAUGUGUUUUUAAAACUAUAGGAUCAGGAAUACACAUUUGUGUUCCUGAUCCUAUAGUGUUCCUUUAAAUUAGUCAAAGGGGCUCAUAUAUUUUGAGUUUCUUUCUCUCCUACAUGGUUGCUUGCUUUUCCUUUUUUUUUUUUUAUAAAUUCUUUAUUUGUGCAGUUUAGUGACAUAAGUGAGGUUACAGAACAAAGAGAAAGCGUUGAAUGGUACCGUCAUACACAUCAAUGACCACAUAGAUUUACAGUUAGUACAGUUACUUGUCGAUUAACAAAGAGUUUGUGGGAUUUUGUGGGGUGUGCAUUCCCGUACCCUCGUGUGCAUGAAAGAUGUUCCUCCUGUUCUGAACGUGUGUGAGUCUGUAUUUAUUUUUGUCUUGUUUAUUGGAGAGGAAGAGAGAAGAAAAAGGGGGAAGUGUUGACGUUGUCGGUUCGUGAGCUUGCUUUUCCUUUUUAAAUGAUUGUAGUUGAAGAAAUAGCAAUAAAAACUAUUUGUAUCUGUGGAAAGUUGUACGAUGACAUCAUUAGUAUUUUUGAAGAAUCAUGUUAUUCUAUAAUGCUUUUUACAAACUUGAGAAACCCUAAAACAAAUGCUGGCAAUGAAAUGAUAGCAACCAUUUUUUCAUUUUACCUAAAUUACAAAAUUUUAGACCUCUAGUCAAUAUCUUUGGAUAAGCUUUACAGUUGAUUUAAUAAGUUUGGAUAAACUUUGUAGUUUUUUGUAUUUUUUUAUUUAAAUAAUAAUAUAUCAAACACAUAUAUAUAUAUAAAAAUUUAAAAUAUGUUUUGAAAUAUAAUAUAAUUUUAAAAGUUUAUCCAAAAUUAUAAUCCAUUAGCAAAGUUUAUCGAAAGAUAUUAAAUUGAGGCAUUAAUUUUAUUAUUUUGGCACUUUUCUGCUCCUUCAUUUUACUUUGAUGUGCUUUCUCAGAGAGGUCCUCAGAUGCCAUUGAUCUUUCUUUACGUGGUGGACACUUGCAUGGAAGAGGAAGACCUUCAGGCCCUGAAAGAAUCUAUGCAGAUGUCUCUCAGCUUGCUACCUCCCACGGCGUUGGUGGGAUUAAUCACCUUUGGAAGGAUGGUGCACGUGCAUGAACUGGGUUGUGAAGGCAUCUCCAAGAGUUAUGUCUUCCGAGGGACCAAAGACGUGACGGCAAAACAGCUCCAGGUAAAAGAUACGCCAUCAUCAGCAAAUAAUACUGUUAUGAAGGAUCUGUAUUCAUUAAAUGUGAAUGUCCUCUUCAGAAUGUCCUCUUCAGUGAAGCUACAUUUUGUACUUCCUUAACCAUAUUUAUUUCUGGCUUAAAGCGGCACUGUCAUGCCGAACUUACCUUUCCAUAAUCGCUUUCUCUUCUCUUUGUCUCCCGAGAUCUGUUCUUCAUUUCUUCCUCUCUGCUCUUGUUUUCUUUAAAACAUAAGACAAAGUAGGGACCACUUUGUCUUAUGUAUAUUUCCUACGCCUGACCAGCUCAAGCUAGUCAGAGAAAUUUUCCCACAAUACUCACCCUUUCCUCCGCGAUCUUGCGAUGCCUGCCUUCACUAUUCCCGAACGACCUGUCAUUUAGACAGAACGCUGGCGAAACUACAGAAUGAGAACAGUUUGUUCAUUCAUGUUAGGAUGACAUUCUGUACUUUUAGGUCAGUUCGAAAUUUAAUUUGAAUGAAAUUCCGAUCCGAUGCGUGCUGCAGCUGCAUCUUGCAACUGCUUAGUAGAUAGCUCCAUAAUUCCCACGGAAUCACAGAGCUGUCUACUAAAAGGCUGAAAGACCAAGAUUGGUCCUUCAGCCAGCUUUACUAAAACUAAGUAAGGAUUACUUCGAAUUAGUAAUUAAUCUGCCCCUACUCGCUAUAUUGUGAGUAGGGACAUGUCUAGUAAACAGAGGCUGCUCUGCUCACUGUGGUCAAAAAUAGAAAAUAAGUAAAGCCCCCCCCACCAAUAAAUGGCCAUGGUGGGGCAUUUAUUAACUAGCGGGGCACACACACACCCAUGCCCCCCGAGUGGGGGCUAUUCAACUAAACGGGGGACAUAGGGUCCACACCCAUGGUGCCCUUAAGGACAAUGGGGAGACGAUCUAUUGUCCUCCCCCUGCAGCCCCCAAGGCGACGGGUGGGGGCUAAAUGUAAAAAUACCCCCCUCCCCCUAAAGUGACUAGUCCCCAAGCCCCUAGUCACCCCCCAACCCCAAUAAAAUUAAAUAAAGCCCUACCUACCCCCCUCACCCUAAAAAUAGUGAGGGGGGAGACAAUAAAGCUAAAUACCUGUAAAUAAAUUUAAAAAUACUUACAGUUUGAUGUCUUCUUUUUUCUAAAACCUUCUUUUUUCAGCCCCAAAAAAGGCCAAAUAAAAAUCCAUAAUACCUGUCGAACAUAUAAAAUAAAAUAAAAUAAAAAAACAAAGUGCAAAAGAAAAUAUGCCCCCCCCCCCAAAAAAAUCCUGACACUAAAAAAAAUUAUCAAUAGGUCUCCCGUUAUUGUAAUUUAGGGCCCCCUCCCCCAUUGUCAUUUAGGUCCUCCACCCGAAGAUUAUGGGUGGGGGCCAAGGGGUACCCAUUUAGUUGAAUAGCCCCCACACGAUGUGUCCCCCCGCUAGUCUUUUUUUUUUUUUGUGAGCAGCAACAGGCUAGGUCCGGGCAGAAAAUAAAGAUUUAAAAAAAGGUAAUAUGGGGGGCCUAAAGGCAUUUGGGGGUGUCUAGGGGGGAAAUUAGAUGUGGUGGAGUCGGAAGGGGGGUUAAAAAAAGCGGAUGUGGCCAUGACAGUGCCGCUUUAAUAAUUCAAAUACAUUUAAUGCUUUCUUCACCUUUAUUAUUGUCAGCAUCCACAUAUAUAUAUAUAUAUAUAUAUAUAUAUAUAAAAAUAAAUAAAAGCCAUAAAAUUGAAAUGUAUCAAGUAUUUGGACACAUAUUACUUGCAUAAUGCUAAACUUAAAAAAAACAUUUCCUCCCUAAUUUCAUAUCUUAAGAAACGGGAUAAUUCAUUUUGAAGGUUCUGACGCAUGUCUUUAAAACGCGUCCUCAGGCUUUCCUGUCUGUUAAUCCAUGCUUUUAAUGCAAUACUUUUUAUUGUACUUGACUACCUUGUUACUAUUAAACUUGCGUUUUGGAUAAUACCCAGACAAUGCUUAAAACUAGUUACUUUUUUUGGAUCAUAUAUUUCCAGUAAACUAAUUUAGGAAGAUGUAACACAUGCUAUUUAGACCCAGUGAAUGGUUUUAGUCAUGGUUAUCUGCUGUCCCCACUGUCAACAUGCAAUUUGCUUAAAACGGUAGCUAUCUAUUUUUCUAAAAUAUUCUCACAGAAUGAUGUAGAUGAAACGUGAAAUUGUUUGGAAGAGGAAUUAAUAAUUAAAUGCAUAUGUGUGCCUGUCUGCUGUGAAGUUCAUCUAUGUUCUAUAGGAUUUACUUUGUAAAUGUCCACCGUUCUCUUUCAGGAAAUGCUAUCAUUGCAAAAACCUCCAGCUGCUCAAGCUGGCCGUGGACCUCAAGUUCAACAGCCUCUUCCUUCCAACAGGUACUAUUUAUUAUUUAUAUGUAUAUAAUGCCACUAUAUUCCACAGCACUAUACGAUCAUAGAAUGGAGAUAACUGAAAACAAGUGGUUGACAUACAAAAUAUUAACCCCUUAAGGACCAAGCUUCUGGAAUAAAAGGGAAUCAUGACAUGUCACACAUGUCAUGUGUCCUUAAGGGGUUAAAGGGACACUAUAGGCACCCAGAAACAUUUAUCUCAUUUAAGUGGUCUUGGUGCCGUGUCUCUGUCACACUUAGUCCUGCAUUGUAAAUCAUUAUAUUUUUUGAGAAGCUGCAAUGUUUUCAUGGCAGCACUAAGACAGCCUCCAGUGGCUGUCUAUCAAAACUUCUAGGAUUUUACUGGACUUUAGAUCGUCUAAAUGAUGCUGGAUGUCUUCACACUCUGCAUGAGGACAUCCAGCAUCAGUAAAAUUCCCAUAGGAAAGCAUCGGAUGAUAUCUGAGAAAUUGGAUUGCCGAGGGAUCAGAUAAAUAAAUAAAGGAUUUUUUACCCUUUUGUUGGUCGGGGGGCACGAGGUGGGGGCAAGGAAUUUAUAGUGUUAAAAAUACAGCUUUGUAUUUCCUAACACUUUAGAUUCCCUUUAACAGAGACAAAAAAUCAAGACGGCACUACUCAAUCAGUAUAUUUUCAGAAAUUAGAAAGAGCAGAAGGGGACAUUCUUGGGACAAAACAUUAAGCAACAAUCUGUUUAGUAAUUGUCAUUCCAUUCUGUUUUAUGGCUAUCCAGUCUUGCUUCUCCGGCUCCUGUAGUUAUACAUUUUUCAUCGUUAUGCAAAUUGUAAGCUUGAACACUAACUGGAGUCCCAAGACUGGACAUCCCUGUUGUAGAGCAUAAACUCAAGACAAAUCAGCAAACGUUUAGUUUGAGGCCUAUGAAAAUGUUACCUUUUUUAAUUUAGUGUGUAUACUUACAUUCACUUGCAGAAAUAUAUAAUUUCACGUGGAACAAAUUUGCAAAUUUUUUUGCAUUAUUACUAAUUUUAAGUUCACGUAGUAGUUUUAAAGAUAGUUUUUCUCCAGCUUUCAAUACUGAUUGUAUUACAAUCAGAAAAUCGGAAAUCAAAUGAAGUUUUGAAUGGACGUUUAAUGAAGGAAGAAAACCAACGCAAACUUAUCACAUAGUUUACAAAAUUCUUGAUUUAGGAAAAUGAGCUGUAAAUGUAAAGACUGUUCUAACUGGUUUUCUUUUUUCUAUUUAACAUAAAGUAGUGUAACUUGAGGAUAUCUGUGUAUAGGUCACCUGUUUCGAAUACUGAAGGAAUGUUUUGGCCUAUAGCUAUAGUGACUGGGGAAACAAUAUUGUUAAUUAGAAUGCAUGUAAGGGUCAGACUUCCUUUCAGAUUCCUUUCAUAGUUGUCAGUUGUGAUCUUCUUCUGUGCUAUGGCAACUGAGCUUUCUCUAAAUUCUAUGUAAAGUUCCUUAGCCCCAACCAAGAGAUGGGUUUACAACAAGGAUAAAGAAAAGUGGGACUGACCCUUGUCUAAUCAGUCUUGAAUCUGUAGCAGUAAGCACACUGUUAGAAAGUGUGUAAUAGGCAAUGUAGCAACAUUGCAGCUAAGGUUUAAAGGAACACUAUAGGGUCAGGAACACAAACCUGUAUUUUGACCACCCCUGCCCCCGACCCCCUAAAUAUUGUAAAAUCUUACUUUUAUUCCUGCCUGCUGCUGGCUCUGCCCCUGAUCUGCCUGCUUGACUGACAUCAUCAGAAGAGGUGUUCAUAGCCAAUCACAUUUCUUUCUCAUAGGAAAACAUUGUAUUGGCUGAGACUGUCAAGGAGGCAGAUAAGGAGCAGAGCAAGCACAAGCCAAACACAGCCCUGACCAAUCAGCAUCUCCUCUUAGAGAUGCAUUGAAUCAGUGUAUCUCUAUGAGGAAAGUUCAGUAUCUCCACGCAGAGGGUGGAGACACUAAAUGACAGUCACAGUGUGCAUCACUGACCAAGGAAGCACCUCUAGUAGCCAUAUAAGGAGUAGCCAGUGGAGGUAUCCCUAGGCUGUAAUAUAAACACUGCCUUUUCUCUGGAAAAAAAACAUUGUUUACUGCAAAAAUCCUGGAGGGACUAAUUAGACUCACAAGAACAAAUACAAUAAGUUGUUCUGGUAACUAUAGUGUCCCUUUAAGAUUUAGAGGAUCAGAGAAAGAAAUCUUAUUUGGAUACUACAUAUGAAAUGGCACCGCAAAAUUUAUUAUUUGCAAAGCAAACUAGCUUCACAGCAUUCAAACUUUGACUUUUCCAAAAUUCAAAUAUUGACUUUACAAACAUUUCAGCUGUGUGCUACUUACAAACAGGAACAUUGAGAAAGCAAAUAUGUACUAGUUGUUUCAUUCUUUCAUCUCUGCAACAACUCAUAACCCUGUCUUUAUUUCUUCAAAGAGAACGCGCCAUCAUAACAUAUAAACAAUAUUUAUUUGCACGUCAUUAACAUUCAUUCAAUGAGGAAAAAAAAACUUUUUAAAGAUUUCUUUAUAACAACAACAAAAAACUGUUAACACUUCCCAGCUUCUUGCGUUGACAUUGCACAAAUUUGUACAUAUCGGUUUUUCUUUCUAUCCAUGUGUAAAUGUUUUUUUGGGGGGGUUUUUUUUUCAAUAAAGGCCAUAAUGAAACAAUCACAGUUCAGCUGCAAAUUCUGAACAAAAUCAGUCAUCGUCCACCACUUUCUUCUCUGAUUCUGUGUUUUCUUGCAGAUUUUUACAGCCCGUACAAAAUAUAGAUAUGAACCUCACUGAUCUAUUGGGUGAGCUACAACGGGAUCCUUGGCCAGUCCUACAGAGCAAAAGGCCUCUGCGAUCAUCAGGAGCAGCUCUCUCAAUCGCAGUCGGGCUUCUUGAGGUAAUGUAGAAAGUGGGACUCGUCUAUCUUCACACCGGAGAACAGCUUUAAAAAGAAUUAUGAUAUUGAAGGAACAGAUAUCCUGUAAUUAAACAUUGUCUGUUAGUUUUUUUGUACUUGCUUUAAAACUCAGAAUGUUCAGCCCAGCACUAUAUCAGGAUGGGUAGCUGGCAGGAUUUUAUAUGUAUUUUUCUCUCCUCAACCAGGAUCAAUUUCAUUAAAGGACCACUAUAGUGCCAGGAAAACAUACUCGUUUUCCUGGCACUAUAGGGUCUCUAGGCCCCCCCCACCCUCGUGGCCCCCCUCCCGCCGGGCUGUAGGGGGUGGAAGGGGUUAAAUCUUACCUUUUCUCCACCGCCGGGCUCCCUCGGCGGUGGGGAAUCUCUGCCUCUUUUCCCCGUCAUCGGCUGAAUGCGCAUGCGUGGCACAAGCUGCGCACGCAUUCAGCCAAUCUCAUAGGAAAGCACAGUGAGAAGUGCGGAAGCGCCUCUAAUUAGCCCUAAUGUAAACAUAGCAGUUUCUCUGAAAGAAAGGGUUAAUUCUAGAUGAAACUAUCAUUAAGCUGAAGUGGUCUGGGUGCCUAUAGUGGUCCUUUAAUUACGUAUUUACUUGAAUCUAAUGCGCACCUUUUUUGGAAAAUACAGUUUUAAAAACUUGAAUGCGGAUUACAUUCAGGGAAAAAUUCUAAAUUUUCCAGGGACUUGCAUUCCAGCGAAUUCACACUGGCGAAUUUCAUUCCGGCGAAAUCACACAGGCAAAUUAUAACUAGUGAAUUAAAACUAGCGAAGUCACACUGGCGAAUUUCAUUCCGGCAAAGUCACACGGGCGAAUUAACACUAGCGAAGUCACACUGGCGAAUUUAAUUACGGCGAAGUCACACAAGUGAAUUAAAACUGACAAAUCCACACAGGCAAAUGUUUUUCCUGAAAGAGGGCUUAAGAAAGAAAAUACUUAAAAUUCCAUCAAUGUUACUAUGGUAUAUGACAAUAAACAAUUUAAUUGUAGCACAAUGUUAUAUAGUAGUAUCUUCUUAUAUAAAUGCGCAUUACAUUCUCCAGCAAAAAACAUUUUUCAGCUUCCGGGUUUUUAAAAAUUGAGGUGCGCAUUGCAUUCGAUGGCGCAUUAGAUUUGUGUAAAUGCGGUAUAUUAGCACAUUUGAUCUAGUUUGUGGAUUUACUGAAGACCUUCUAGAUUUUUUGCCAUAGAUUUUUUUAUUUGCUAGUUAUUCUUUAUGUUGUAAUUUUAUUUAGGUUUUGUUUAUAAUAUCUUCACUACAUGUCCAGCUUCCUACUGAUUGCAUCUUUAUUACACCUUCCUUAUUGCAUAGAAAUGAUAUUCUUUGUAAUUAAUUUAGUAGUGUAUUCUUUUAGAUAAUAGGUCCAUUGAGUUUAGAGAUCUGAAAACCCUGACAACACAUUUUGUUAAAACCGUAAUCUCGAGCUACACAGAAUGAUGCAUUUAAAGGGCUACAUUAAGCAAUAUAACCACUUUCUGAAGAGCUUAUAAUGCAAAUACCCUGUCUAUGCAGCAAUUCAGAAUUUAAUUCUGCAAGAUCUUAGUUAAAGGUGUUUUUUUGUUUUGUUUUUUACUAGAACGUAACUCCCCCUCUGACUGUUGACAAUCAGCUAGCUCAGAAUUUGUAUCCAUGUUUGAUAGGCGCAGUCUGCGUACUGCACGCACACCUUAGUCUGAGCUCAUUUUUCCUCUCACUGUAUAACUCCUGUCAGUAUACAGAGCAGUUCCACUGUAUGGCUGCCAACAGCAUACAGAGUUUUAGUAAUAAACUACUUAUGGGAUAAGAGUUUGUUCCCUGUAACAGAGGUUUGCCCUCCGCUCCAGGCCCACUUAAGAUUUUCUUAAAUGCAUUAUCUUUUAACCCCAUAGUCUGUCUUAAGUAAAAAAAAGUUUGUGACCGGUACGUGGAAAACCAUUUUGACGCUGGAAUUCACCUUUAUUUUUAACAGUGUACAUUUCCUAAUACUGGGGCCCGGAUUAUGAUGUUCAUUGGGGGCCCAGCCACUCAAGGGCCCGGCAUGGUAGUGGGAGACGACCUAAAGACCCCAAUCCGCUCCUGGCAUGACAUUGAAAAAGAUAAUGCUAAAUAUGUCAAAAAGGCAACCAAGGUGAGCAUUCAGUAUCCUCUUUCCCUGUUAUAAUAUCAGAGUCUAAGACGAACCAUCUACAUAUUUUGAAAUAAAAAAAAACCAUGACAUUGUUUGCAUAUUUUGUCAUAAAUGUAGAAUACUGUUACAGAAAAUGUAAAAGUAAAGGAAAAGCCAUUCAACUAUAAGCAUAGAUAUGGUAAGGGCGUUAAAUAAACAUAUUUGUCUUAAUAUUUAAAGAGGGACAGUCACUACAUAGAUUUUAGCACACUAUUCUUGCACGCCAUGUUUUACAAAUGCCCAAGACCGUGGUAUCAUGGGGCCACGAAGUCAUCCUGAAAACAGAAAUGCUGAGAAAUCGUGUUUAGUACAUAUAUCUACAGCACUGUUCCACCUGUCCCCUCACCAUAAACACUUCAGUAGCAUUUAUUGGGCUGAGGGAGCACAGUUAUUAUUAUUAAUGGUAUUUAUAUAGCACCAGCAUAUUCCGUUGCACUUUACAAUAUUAUCAAAGGGGGAGAUUUAACAAUGAAUGAGACAAUUACAAAAACUUACAGGAACAAUAGGUUGAAGAGGGCCCUGCUCAAACAAGCUUACAGUUUACCUCUUUCAUAUCAUGUGAUGAUUAUUUUUAAUAUCAUGCUUUUCUGUAGAAUAGAUGCGACUCACAUUCAGGUCCUUCUCUCUAGGCAUGAUUUCAAAUGACCUUAAAGUUUUUAAAUACACACUCCAUGUGGUCUGGGAUUAGUGCCCCUGCUGUUUAAUCCUGCUUUGUAGAAACAGCAAUAUUUCCGAUAUUGGGUUAAGCACACCUCUAGUAUCUGUUUUUCUGACAGACCACUGGAGGCAUUUCCACUGUGAGAACGAAGUCCGAUUCAGUUCUCAAUCACAUGAAAGAGAGCAUAUGAUUGGUGCAGUGCAGAAAUUUCUAGCGCAUGUGCACCUCCCUGUGCAAUUGUUCCCUACGGAUUAGCAUUGGAUUAGUUGCGAUUUUCAACCUUGAUGAUUUCAGGGGGGGAGACAGGGCAGCAGCACGGGGACUGGCAUGGCGAGGGCUAUAAAGUAAGUAAAUCUGCCUUUUUAUUGCAAAUUGGAGGGGCAGUCACCUAAAUAGAAGUUAGGGAUACAUGGUUUUAUUCCUAAGUGUUUCUUUAAUUGAAAUGAAAAGCAACUGAAUGGUGUAAAAGAUAAACCUGGAUCAUUAAAAAGAGCAGGGGUAGGCAACCUUCGGUACUCCAAAUGUCGUGGACUACUUCUCCAGCCGUAAUGCUGUAAAGCAUCAAAUUAGAUGUAGUCCACAACGUCUGGAGUGCCGAAGUUUUGCCUACUCCUUAUAUAGAGGGAAACUUGCAGUUUAAGUUGUACAUACUCACAGUUAGUGUGAGUUUACUUACUGUUUCAAAAAUUAUAUUUUAAAAAUGGACGUGGUUCCUUCUGCUGAUAACACGGAACUUUGCCAUUAUCAAUUAAAAUGUUUCUCUGCUGCAGGAAGAAAUGAUAGAACCCCAAAUUUAGUGAUUUAUUACGAUCUAGCUAUUGUGCUGUUGCAGUGAAAAGAACAUUAACUUGGGAGCUAAACAUUUUUGAAAUCCUGCAGGUGUGUUAGAGGUUAUGUAAUCUGCCCAGAUACCUAAUAUUUAUUAUAGCAUGAAAAUUCUAUUACAAGAAACCCAUUAUUUUCCAUUUGAAGUUUUACAAAAUAGUGAAGAAGAACACAUUCAAACCGAAGCAAUGAACUGCUCACUUUUAGAAUUAAAAGGAUGUAUAAAACGUGAUACAACACAAGGUAGUAUGCAAUUCUUAGCAGUGUUACUUCGGAAAAGUUCUAACCCAAUUAGAAUAUGCUAGCACCACUCAGUCUAGCCCACUCUAGUUACCCUUGUUAGUUAUCCUCUUUCCUUUUUUAGUCAAAUUAAAACCGUGCUUUAAAAUAGUUCUCUCUUAUAGCAAUUAUUCUUAGAUGUUUAUAUUGUACACCAGUGUUUCUGUUUUCAGUAUUCGAAAUAGAACAUAGAACUUGUGAGAACCAUUGUUAGAUUGAUGGAAAGAUGCGUUCUCUGAAGACAGAUUGUGGAAAUAUUUAUAAUAUGUAUUAGAACAUUAAAUUUCCAUAGCAGAUCCAAAACAAUUCUUGGCUGAAGCACUGCCCUUUCGGUUAAAUAUAAUCAUGUUCCAUUUCCUUUUUGUGGAUAAUUUAUCUUUUCAUGUUUGUAUCCUGGUUUGGGAUAUACCAAGAUUUUCAGUGUAGUGGUUAAAGUCUAAAAACAGAUGACGAUAUCCAGUGUAAGAGUUUUCUUGUCCUGCUUGAGAAAUGCAUUUUCCAUAAUAGUUUUAAUGUUAGGCAUGUUAAUACUUAAAUGAACAUUUUAACCUUAUGGGGUUUUUGUUUUUUUGCCCCAACAUAAAAAUUGUUCCUUUCCUUCUUGCUCUCAGCACUUCGAAGCUCUGGCGAACCGCGCUGCUACAUCCGGCCAUGUGAUUGACAUCUAUGCCUGUGCGCUGGACCAGACUGGGCUCAUGGAAAUGAAGUGCUGUCCAAACUAUACUGGGUAAUACUGUCUACAUACUUCAUUAUUAAUGCAGUAUGAGCAUCUGUGUACUUGGUGCUGUAAAGACGUAUAUUUUUGCUUUCUCAUCAGCUAACAAUUUUUAUGGUUAGUUAGUUACUAGGAAAAAUUGAUCUGUGUAAAGGUGUAAAAUAACUAACCAGCUAUACAUAUACAUAUAUACAUGAGGUCCAUCCAGAAAAAGUCCAGCCAUUGUUAAUCUAUCGAGAAUGGUUUGCGCAACAUCCUCUUAACCUGACAUCCAAACAGACUGGACUGGAAUGCGCAUGCGUGAACAAUGAUGACUUCACUGUACUAGUCAGUGGGGUUGCUAAACGUCGUUGAGUGAGCUUGUGUAUUGUGUGGCCGUCGCAUUCAAAAUGACUGAGCGUGUAGAGCAACGAAUCUGCGUCAAAUUUUGCGUUAAGCUUGAACAUUCCUCUGCGGAAACUAUUAGGAUGAUGCAGAAGGCUUUCAGGCACGAUGCAAUGAGUGAAGGGCAAAUAAAAGUGUGGCACAAACACUUCAAAGAUGGUUGAGAUUCUGUUGAAAGAUUUGGCACCCUGCGACUUCUGGCUUUUCCCAAAACUAAAAUCACCUUUGAAAAGGGAGAGAUUUCAAACUGUCUAUGAGAUUCAGGUAAAUACAACGGGGCAGCUAUUGCCAAUUGCAGCAAAGGAUUUUGCAGAGUGUUUUGAACAGUGGAAGAGAUGCUGGGAGAACUGUGUGAGGUCCCAAGGUGCCUACAUCUUAACAUCUGGUGGGCUAUCAAAGAUGUAAAUAAAAAAUAUAUUUUUGCUAUUUUUACAAAUUUUCUGGCAUGCACAAAAUUACUGUUUAGAAUAUCCAUGUUAGUUAUGUGACUGUAACUGAUUAAUUUUGCAGAUCCAUUCUUUGUGAAUGUUUUAUAGAUCACACGUAGUACGUUGGAUAUCUUCACGUUUGGUACAUACAUUAAAUACCCUGCAUGGGGGAUGUGGUUACAGAAAACAAAAAUAAGGUUUUUGAAUGUAUAUUAGCUGAGCACACCGCUUUCUCGGACAGGAUUAACCAUAAAAAGGAAACUAAAAUCUAUUUCUGCAAUCAGUCUCUUCUGUCAUAUGCAAACAGACAGUGUAUAAUAUUAAGGCAAUAAAGCUGAUUAAACAAAACCUUUGUACUGCAAACAUGUACAUCCAGAUAAUUCCUUGAACCACAAUUGUAAGCUCCCAAAAACUAACUAGAGGGUAUGUAUUCAUUUUUCUUUUUUUCCCCUUUUUUAUUCAUACUUUUUUAUUUGUUGGUCAGACAGCAUUAAUUCAGGCCAAUCUGUUCUUCCAGAAUGGCCAUAGUGUUGGGAUUAACGUUCUAUUCGCUUAUUCUUCCUCCUGCCUUUACAAGUAUGUUUAUGCCAUACAAAUCUCCAUCAAGGCUACUUCUUAAAGCAUUUUGUGAAUGGAAUAAACUUUUUAAUAAGCUGACAAGAGCUGGGGUUCAACUGUACUCAGUUUAUACAGUAGUUUCAUUCAUCUUCUGUGAUAAAUUGCUGUCAAGUGCUAGACUAAAUAGCCCUUAAUCUGCCCAAAUACAAAAUAAAUUUUAAAAAUCACUGUUUAGUAGAUAAACUAGAAAUGAUGACUUGCAUGUAUUUAGUUAUAAUUUUUUUUAUUUGGGGUUCAUCAAAAACUGCUUGCAAAACCUGCAGUUGUCUUGUCUGCAUCAUUUGCAAGCCCUCCCCUUCUAACCCUGAUCAGACUUUCUGUGGUUGUCCAAUCACAGACUUCCCAAUACAGCCCAAUGAGAAGUCUUUGCAAGGCAGAUGCUCUUGGCAAUUGCUCCCUCUCGAGUUUAGCUCCACAGAGCUAAACAACCAGGAAGUAACAGGCCCAGUUGUCUGCUUGAGAGCCAAAGGGGUGUAACAAGGUUAAUUUAUAAAAGUAUCACUUUCUGUGAAAUGAAAAAAAUAGGACACGCUCUUCACACAGAAAACAAGCUAAAGUGCUUUAGGGGUCUGAAAAGUACGUAUUUGCAAAAAAGCUUGAAAAAAGUGGGGAGCUGAGAGUGUUAUUCAGCUGUGCCCUUGUCCAAGGCUUCUUGAUUCAAGUCUUGGAUGAAAGUGGAAAGAGAGGAGCUGGAUUCAACACUUUGUAGUGAAACUGUUUAUUAAAGGUUUAAACCCUAAAGGUGAGCCUGCACUGGGGACCUCUUGGCACCAUAACAACUUAAAGGACCACUCUAGGCACCAAGACCACUUCAGCUUAAUGAAGUGGUCUGGGUGCCAGGUCCUUCAGGGUUAACCCAUUUUUUUAUAAACAUAGCAAACUGCUAUGUUUAUCAAUGGGUUAAGCCUUCCCCCUAAUCCUCUAGUGGCUGUCUCAUUGACAGCCACUAGAGGCGCUUGCGUGCUUCUCACUGUGAUUUUCACGGUGAGAGCACGCCAGCGUCCAUAGGAAAGCAUUGUAAAUGCUUUCCUAUGAGACCGGCUGAAUGCGCGCGCAGCUCUUGCCGCGCGUGCGCAUUCAGCCGGCGGGGCGUAACGGAGGCGGAGAGGAGGAGGAGAGCUCUCCGCCCAGCGCUGGAAAAAGGUAAGUUUUUACCCCUUUCCCCUUCCAGAGCCGGGCGGGAGGGGGUCCCUGAGGGUGGGGGCACCCUCAGGGCACUAUAGUGCCAGGAAAACAAGUAUGUUUUCCUGGCACUAUAGUGGUCCUUUAAUUACGAUGAGAUUAUUGUGGUUCCCACAGGGUUUCUUUAAACCCUGGCUGGCCAAGGAUUUAUGACAUAUGCUUACUACUCCCUUUGAAAAUGAGUAGACAGGACUAGCUGACAUGUCAGCUACUGGGCAGAUUUUAUUGCAGGAAGCUCCUGAGGUGAAUACAUUAGGGAUUUCUAUCAUUUGUAAGUAUGUUCUACAUAAUGCAUUCAAAUUACAAUUAUUAAAUGGUGAAAUGUGUUAUCUCCUCGUUCAGUAACAAAUUUUUGUAGUAAAGGUGUCCACUAUCAGCAGUGAGGGCCUGACUCAAGCCAACCUGUGUACAUUUAUUAAUGCAUUUAGUUAAAAGAACACUAUAGUGUUAAAAUCACUAUCUACCCUCCUUGCCUCCCCUUGUCUUCCCAAAUAUAGUUAAGUUGUACAUUUAUUCCAGUCUGCUGCUGCUAGCUCUGCCCCUGAUUUGCCUCCAUGGCUGACAUCAUCAGACAUGGUGAUCUCAGCCUAUCACAAUGCUUUCCCAUAGGAAAGCAUUGGAUUGGCUGAGAUUGUCAAAGAGGCAGAUCAGGGGCAGAGCCAGCAUAAGCCAAACACAACCCUUGCCAAUCAGCAUCUCCUCAUAGAGAUGCAUAGAAUCAGUGCAUCUCUAUGAGGAAAGUUAAGUGUCUCCAUGCAUUGGGUGUACACACUGAAUGUCAGUGCUGCACACUGUGCAGCACUGCCCCAAGAAGCACCUCUAGUAGCCACCCGAGGAGUAGCCAGUGGAGGUAUCUCUAGGCUGUCAUGUAAACACUGCCCUUUCUCUAAAAAAAACACAUACAUACCAGAACAAAUACAAUAAGCCGUAGUUGUACUGGUGACUAUAGUGUCCCGUUAAUUUCAGACAAGCCACAGAUUAUUAGCUUAACCAUAGGGAUAAUAUGCAUUAGUGCUAAUUGUCUCCCGUCUGUGUUUGUGUGUUGCUCUAUUAAAAUAUUACUAUUUCAUACAUUAAAAGCAGCUUUAACCAAGAACAGUUUAUUUUUUUAAUUAUUUUUUUACUCUCUUAUUUAUUUAUUAGAGCACAUUAGAAAAAAGGCAUGAGAAAAUUUGUUUGGUAGCAGUUAUUUAGAUUCCAUUUUGCAGGUUACAUAAAUAUCAAUCACUCGAAUUAUAAACAAUUAAGUAACAAUUUAUAAAAUUCUGUUACAAAGGUUUAUUAUGGAACCCCCUGAUAAAAGGGGUGCCAGUACCACAGCUUAAUGCAUGGGUUACAGUGCGUAGAGUCUUUGACUGCGAUCGUCUUCAAUCAGGUUGACAACAAACACAGUAUAUCACAGACCUCCAAAUCCGGACUGAAAUGAGAUUGUUGAUAGAAUGAAAAAUAGUGAAAGGCAUUGGAGAAUCAAAGCAUUUCUGAACUCCCGUUGUACUCAGUCUGCGAGAUGAUUGACUGUUUGUGGCGACCCUGCUGUACCAGUUACUUAACCCCUGCAGGCUGUAGUGCUUAUGGUGCAUACAGUGCCUCUUUAAGUAUGACAAUAUAAUUUAUUGUUUUUCUGUGAUAUAAGACUUUCCUCACAUAACAACCCACAAGAAAAAAAGAUUCAAUGUAACAGCAAAUUGGUUGUUUUAUAGGAAAUACAUAUAAACAAAUUUAUGUAAUUAGCAGAACAUUAUUUAUGGUACUUGCUCUCCAGUUAAACCCUUAGGAGUAAAGUCAUCUCCUCCUUAAUUUAUGAUGUGAGCAUUACAUGUCAGAUUUAAUAAGAUGUUAUGAGUUGCUAAGAGAUGUUUACAAGAGCCUUGGUAGCAAGGAGAUAAAACAUGAUCAAUUAGUUUAAAUGUCCUUUUGUCUGUCAUCAGGGCUUUCCUGUCAACACUUCCCUCUCCCGUUAACGCAUCCAUUUCAGUUCGCUGUAUUGUUUUAUUUUCUAUAGAACUUGAGACACAAAUUACUUGUAGUAACAUUUAGUUCUCUUUGAAAUCAAACCAUUUGAGCCUCACUUCUAUUUUUCUUGUUCUAAGCCACAAAAGUUGCAUUCACAUUACUAAAUCCUCACUGUCGCAACAUUUUCUUUACAGAAAUCAAUUUAAAACAACAACCUAACAGGUAAUUAUCACAUUCAUCUUACCAGUCUGUUUUAGAUCAAGCUGUAAAUAUCACUCGGAAUUUCUGACUGUUUCAGUAUAGUCAGGCAUUCUGGAAUGAAAUCAGAUUUAUCUUUGACAGAAGAAACGGUAUAAUCAAAGCACGAAGCAGAAACCGAACAGCUCCCAGUUUCCCUCUGCUCAGGACAAAAAUAAAAAAUUCUUAGAACUUUCUCAUGUGUUUUUAAUCAAGAGUCAUUGAGAAAUAUUUUAUUCUGAUUAAAACAAGCGAAGCACACAUUCUGAGCAAAUUUAUAAAAACAAAAAAAAACAAAUCAACAGAGAUAUACACAUUUUUGAAAAUACCAUAUGAUGGUGAGAUCUGUGAUAUCCUUCAAAAGUGUUUAUUUAAAACUUUAUAUCUCACCAUUCACUUUGUUUUGUUUUAUCUUGUGUCUUGCUUCUAAGUUUUUGUUCAGGGAUAAAACCAUUUACAGACAUUUUUCCUAUGCGACAACUCGGGCCCAUUGACAAACCUCUGUGCAAACCCACGACUCGGGUCCCGAAGGCUGGUAUUCACACUGUUGGUCAUGUGUCGCCUAUGAUUUAUCUUUGCUUUUUUGAUAUGCUUCCUCUUGUCCGAGACUCCCAACAGUUGGGGAGUAUAUGGUCCGUAGGACAUUUCUGCUGACAGUCACACCCUAAAUAUAUAACAUCUUAUUUUUACGGAUCAAGAAGAACAUCUUUUUUUUUUACAGAAGGCAAAUUGUGUUAAUUUUUAUACUUCAGCAGUAUUGGAAUGUUUUGAAACCUCCCUCUUUGAUGUGCAUUGGGUGUACUUCCAAAGAAAAUAGACAGCAGUGUUACUAUACAUGAAUAUGCAACUAUAUAUGUUUGCUUCCUUGUAGCAAACUGAAGAAACCAGAAAAAAAUGUGUUUUGUUCCACAUUCCCAAAUUUCUAAUUCCUCUUUAUAUCAUGCAAUUAAGAUUCACUAUAAAACACAACUGAUUAGACACAAGGGCUCUCCAGAUUUACAAACUGCCGGGGGAAAAAAAAUAAGUUUGCAGAGCACAAAUUGCACAGUCCUCUGUUAUGAAUGAUCCUCUAGUGUAAGAAGUGAUAAUCCCUUUAGAGCGAGAACUAUGGGAACUCCUUUCCCUCUGAAAUAUAGCAAGGGAACGGGGUUCCCCUGAGUUCCUACUGCAUUGGAAUAACGUCUGUUUAAAUUAACUAUAGGAUUUAGAACCAUUUACUGCUAUGAAAUAUAGUUUUCUUGGAGCAAUAUUUGUUUAAAUUGGCAUGUUAGAUAAUAUUAAGAAGUAUCCUCUGAGUAUGCAAUGUCUUGUUUAGUAAAAGUAAAGCAUUAUUUUUUUUUUGUAAACGAACCAUUGCAAGUUAAUUCUCACUCUUUCUAUUUUCGCAGUGGAUACAUGGUAAUGGGAGAUUCCUUCAACACGUCUUUAUUCAAACAGACCUUUCAAAGAGUUUUUACAAAAGACCCACAGGGCAACUUUAAAAUGGCAUUUGGUGGCACUUUAGAAAUCAAGGUGAGUACAUAGUCUUGUAAAAAAAAAAAAACUGUAAUGUAUUUCUUGUGAAUUCAUUAUUAUGUUAAUAUUGGCAAAAUGUGUGUUUAAUAUGAAGAUCUCUGUUAGGAUGAUAAAUAUAUUUAUUAAAGGAACACUGUAGGCACCCAGACCACUUCAGCCCAUUGAAGUGGUCAGGGUGCCAACUCCCUACACCCUUAACCCUGCAAGUGUCAUUAUUGCAGUUUUUAUAAACUGCAAUACAUACCUUGCAAGGUUAAGUCCUCCUCUAGUGGCUAUCUACAAGACAGGCACUAGUGGGACUUACGGCUUCUUAGACGACUUUUGGCGCUAUGCAUGAGGACCUCCAGCGUCCCUGGAAUUCCAAUAGGAAAGUAUUUAAUAAUACUUUCCUAUGGGGAGGUCUAAUGCACGGACACGCGGCCAUUGCCUCGCAUGUGCAUUAGGUCUCGUCGGCGGGGAAGGAGCGGUGGUGGAGCCUGGCCCAGCGCUGACGGACAUCAACGCUGGAUUCGGGUAAGUGUCUGAAGGGGUUUUAACCCCUUCAGCAACGUGAGAUGGGGGGCGGGACUCCAGUACUCUCUAGUGCGAUAUAGCAAGUAAAAUAAAUAGAAGGUAUAAGUGUAAGUUGAGGAAAUGUCAUUGGAUGUAGAAUAAACACAGUGCAACACCUGUUGAGAAGGAGGACAUAGAACAGGUCAAGUAAAGGAAAGGGAGCGGAACGAGGGGAUACAAUAUCUUCUCAAGUAGAGUUAAGAAAGGUAAAAGGACACAUGAUGGGGAUCACAGUGAACUCUCCUGGUGCAUCAAUGAAGGGUCAAGUUCUAAAAGUGGCAAGCUACCAAAGGGGUGGCAUAUACUGAGAAGGCGGGAAAGUCAUGGUGACUCAAUAGGAGACAAUAUUGGCUCGCCUUUCAUAUCAGGAAGUAUUUUUUUCUCAUCUUAAUUAGCAGAUGGAAAAGCUCUUCCCUAACCCUAAUAUUUUCAAUUUGGUGUAUUGUAAUGGAGGAGUUAAGGCUUUGAGUAUGGCUGGUUAUGGGAACACAUAGUAAAACUUGGUAGACAGAAAAGAGCUUCUCGAUGCAGUAUUUAUUGACCAUCAUACAGAUUUCCAAACAAUCCCAAAUUAAUGGAUAUUCCUUUCGAAACACAAUGUAAUAAACCUCAAAUCCUUGAUUACUGGUCGUCUUUGAUGACUGGUUUGAGAUUUUUAUAUCUUCAGUUUCAGUAAAUUCUUGUGAAUGCAUGUUUUUAGAAAUUCCCAGCUGACCCUUACUGUUUUUUUUCCCAUGUUUCCUGGAAGACCUCUAGAGAGCUGAAGAUUUCUGGAGCUAUUGGACCUUGCGUAUCUUUAAAUGCCAAGGGACCGUGUGUGUCUGAAAAUGUGAGUUUCCUUUUAUUACAUUCUAAAUUACGUUCUAGUUUAGAAAUUUCUUGUUUUAAGAACAGUGACCAUAAUGUUACCCCGAAGGGAUGUUUUACAGAAGACUGUGGAAUGAUUUAAAAUGUGUUAAUUAAUGACGUUAUGAAAAGUAUGUUUCAUUACCUUCUCCCUAAAGAAAUGCAUGUUUGGAUGGAAAGAUGCAUCAAUCAGUGCAUGUGUCUGGCUUUCUAUCUAUCUACAGCAAUGGUUCUUAAAGAGACACAGAGGGGCAAAAUACCUCCUAUUUUAAAACAUUACGUAAAUCAAGUUUUAAAAAUAAUGAAAAAGCGUGAAACAUCUCAUUUUAAAGGUUUCUAAUGUUAUCGAUAUUUGCACAGCAAAUGACAGCUCUGUGAGAUGCCAUUCACUUACUCUAUAGAGUGUUGGAUGCUCCUGCAUAGAAUUUCCAUUCGCUCUUCUGAGAUAAACCCUGCCAUUCAGGGCCAGCUCAUUGGCUGAGAGCGUCAACUGGUUGCUCUCGCCAUUGAACUAAGGCCUGCACCACCGGGUUUAACUCACUGCAGACAGUUUCUGGCUCUGGUAGAGAAAUUGACCAGCAACCACAGAUAAAAAGUCAACUGCUGGCAAACAAUUUGUCUGCCUAGAUUAGCGUGCUGUAGUGAUUAUGGUGUGGGGAGAGUUCCCUGAAAGGUAAUGCAAUGGCUCAUAUGUAUACUUUAACGUACUAGUUUUAACCAUAACUCUACUAUUGGAUUUGUGUAAUAUAACUUACCGCUUCUUUAAAAAAAUGAAAUUGCGCCUUUAAUAGCGCACGAUGAAACUACAGAGCUUUAAAUAUUUUAUUACCUAAUUCAGUAGUGAAAUAGUAUUUACCUUUUUUAUUAUUACACGUUUCACGUGUUACUCAAAAGACUAUCAGCCUGCUACUAAGUAACUGGACUAAAGGUCCAUACAGCAAUUAAGCAGUUAAUUAUUGGAGCUAUUUAGUCAUGGGUUUUAAUGAACCGGUAAUAGUAUCAUUUAACGUUGUUUAAUGUCAGCGGAUAUUAUAUUGAGAAUUUACUGCUUGAAGAGUAAAAAGCCUUAAUGACGUUUACUAGGAUACAGAAAUAUUGAGCGCAAUUGUAGCCCUAAUUGUAUCUAAUUAAAAAAAAAAAAAAAAAACUCUUAAUAUUUGUGUUGUCUAUUUUCUUAGGAGAUUGGAACCGGUGCCACAUGCCAGUGGAAAAUAUGUGGCCUGAGUACCACUACAACACUUGCAGUUUAUUUCGAGAUAGUCAAUCAGGUAAGCUGUGCUUGCAAAUUGCAAAUUAUUAUGGGCAUGGCGAGUCAUCUGCCUUUAAAUUGUGUCUUUUUUUUUUUCCGUGUUUUUUUUUUUGCAUUUCUUUAUAGUAGUGUAUUUGUAAUGUGCAGAUAAUAAAAGGCUUGGGAAUCUAUUUCCUCAAAAAAUUGAAUGGCUUAGCAGGACUUUUCUGUGGUAUCCAUGUAACAUUACGAUUGAAUGUGGCAAAAAAAGAUGCGCAGAUGUCCAAUAUUACACAGGGCAUCCAUAACUACAACCUUCACGAACACGGCAUUCUUAUAACUUACUUCAUCUGUGACACUCGUUGUAUAAACACUAAUCAGUUGCAUAUGUGGCACCCACAUUGCAACAAGGAUUAUAAUUGCAACUUCUUUAUCAUAUUAGGUAAACACAUCACAUGCAGUACCCACGUUUUUAUAUCAUAUACAACACCGAUAACAGUGUCAUUCAUAUAACAAUACAUAUGGGACGCUCGUGUGUCAUAUGCUUACUCAUGUGAUGUCCCAAAACAAAUAUUUUCAAAGAUAUCUUGUGCGCACAAUACAUACCGAUUCAAGGGCAGUGAAUGUAAUGUAGCUCUGGCUACAUUGUGUAUCUGUGUUCCCAUUUUCCCAUAUAGUUCAGCAGACGCCUGCUUAGUGAAAGAGGGUGUUUGGUGCGCGAUGGAACUUAGUGGGCAAUCAGCAUGUUGUAUAAUAUAUCCAUGAGGCUGAAUGUGUCCUGCAUCUGUGAGAAUACUGGCUGCAACAUUCUGCACAGCGUUGCACAGUGCCCUUGCGGGAUGAUUCUGUUACCAGGAGACAUUUUGGUGUCCCCUUGGCAACCUGGAAUGUAGUGAAGUGUUUUCCAAACCAGUCCUCAAAACUCACCAACACUCCAUGUUUUGUCAGUAUCUCUUUUGGAAUAAAACAGGGAAAUACAUAAAUCCUGAAUCGUUGGUGGGCUAUGAGGACUGGUUUGGGAACCACCGAUGUAGGGUGUUUCAGGGUCCGGGUUAAACAGGACCACAUGAAGAAAAAGAGAAAAGGUCUCCAUAUUAGAAAUAUUGAGCUUUAGAAAAAAACAAUUGCAAUUUAAAAAGAGAAUCGUUUUGAAGGUUCACUCUAAGCACCAUAACAGCCUUGCAUCAUUGUAAAAGUUACAGUGCACAUUGUCUCUCUUCUGAGAGUGGUGUGACACCGCAAAAGGAGUUUCUGCUUUGUAGAUGCACCAGUUUUGUCCAACUUGUGAGUGCAGUAUACUCAUACAUCACGCACAGGUAAAAAGGAGCUCUCUUUCUUCCUUGGAAGCUGUGUAUAAACUGAUAAUCGCCAUAUUGCUGCUUUAUAUUUAUUCAGCAAUUCCAGUUAUCCUAUGUGAGCGAUAAACUACUUAUCCCCUUAUUAGGAAAGAGUUUAUAGGAUAAGAUCAGACCUACGAGGCCAGAAUGAGAGGUUAUAUUAAAAAAUAAGUGGUCUGUGUUUUCCCUUUUACUCUAUUACUGAGCUAUUACAUAGCUUGUUCAGACUGAUGCUCAGUUAAGAUGAAUUUGACAUUUGCUUGCUGGGCAGUCCAGCGGGGCAAAAUUCAGUGCAGUGGAUUAGUGAGUUAACUGCUUGCUGAGCUAAAUACUUCGAGAGUGUAAGCAGUGUGUUCGAUCUCCCUUCGUAACAGGCCACUCUUACUGCCCACUUCCUCCACAUUUUUAUGCAGAGACAUGUGUAUUGUACAUCUAUAGCUAAACUGACUUAGUAGUUUUAAUUAAUAUUCCAGUAGAAAUCACGAUAUUAAUGCCAAUACUUAUUUUAAAAAUGGAUACCGAAGAACUUUAUUAAACAUAAUGCAGCCCUGACGUGAUUUUGUUUGUGGCAUAUUUUAAGGCAGCGUUCUGCACUCCAGAUGUUGUGGGCUACAUCUCCCAUACUGUUCUUACAGCCCUAAUGCUAACAAUGCAGUCCACAACAUCUGGAUUGCCCACCCAGAGACGGCUCUCUAAUUAGGCGAUUUAGGUGGCCGCGAGGCUUAGACUGACCUGUUGGGUCCUAGGUCUGUGACCGAGGGCCCGGUGGCUUGCUCUGUAUUCCACCGGGUGCGAGGCCCCUUCAUGCAGUCUGCUCUGAGAGUGAGUCCAUUGCCGCCCGUCUGUCAGGUGCAGAGCUGCAGACUGAAGUGUCUCCCAAUCUCCAGGCAAUCAGAGCAUUGCUGCGGGUUAUCAUGGCAACACUCUGACUGGGUCAGUCAUAAAACGCAGCUUUGCCUUAAACACAGUGCACAAAGGCCACUGGCAGCCCCAUUUACACAAAACACUGCAAGCAGUAACCCCACACAUACAGUCCCAGACACAAACAUACAUAUGCUCACAGAAACAUAGAUUAACCUACAAGGAUGCUCACUGUCAGACACACUCUCAGGCACAUACACAGGUAGACAGUGCAAAACACACUCAGAAAUACACACAGCCAAAUAUAUACACAUUGUGACUGUAUGUCUGUAUUAGUCAAUAUUUUUGUCUCUGUGCAUCAGUGUGUUGUGUGUGUGGGAAUGAGCAUGUAUCAUUGUGUAUAAGUAUUUGUGUAUAUAUAUAUAUAUAUGUGCAUGUAUUAGUGUGUGUUUGUGUGUCUACAUCUGCAAUGUAAAGGUGAUGUUGUAUGGGCAAUGCAAAUGUAAAAUGGCAAGUGAUAUAUAUUAUACACAUACAUAUACAAUACUUGGGGAAACAUAUAUAUGUAAAGGAUUUUAGAAUAUGUGGGGAAAAUGUCUAUGACACUGUUUUCUUAUUUGUACCUUUAUUAUUAUUUGGUAAAUUAUUUUUUAAAAGCCCAAACCAAAGUUUUACACCGGCACUUAUGUAUAUAUGACUGCCAGGCUAUACAACUAUACCCUGCAAUCGUGUAUGAACACUUAGAAUAAUUGCAAAUUAAAUGUGUUUAUUGCAAAUUAUGCCAUAACUACAGUCAGAGAGCUUACAACGCAGUGGCACAGGGAGCCGCGACAGUGCAAGCCUCUGAACGAUGAAUACAGAGACUAGCCCUCUAUAUCCAACGCUGGUAGGCCGCCCUUCAAUAUAUCUGCAGCUCUUUAUACACACACAUAUGGCAAUUGUUCACAAUUUUAUUGUUCACUAAUGGUGUAAGUGGCGACCUCAUGCUUGAGUUUUUGCCUAAGGCCUCGCAAAGUCUAGAGCCGCCACUGUUCCUAACCCUUCCUUAAGGUGACUUGUGACUUCUGGUGGAAAAACCACAUAAAAGUCUAUUUUAUUGCUGAUCAGCCGACUUUAAUUCUGGUUACUGGGUCUUUUGUUGUACAAUAUGACACUGUUUUGUUUUAAUGUCCAAAUAGUUUAGCCUAUAUUUGUCUAGAAUGUAUACAACUAGUAGUCUGUCACUGAUGCACACAAUUCUGGAACAUUUGCCAAAGGAUUCCACGGAGCUCCACUGGCCCAAGGAAUGUAUAUCCUACUAGUUCUGUAUUCAGAGCCAGAAAAUGCUACUAAUUUUUUAAUAUAUGACUGCUUAUCUGUAUACAUCCUAUUAAAUAAUAAUUAUUAUAAACACUUUGAAAGACAAAUAUGUCGGUAAUGUUUAGUAUAGAUGUGUAAAUCACAAAAGCUGACUGUUCCUUUGUAAAUAUGAAAUGAAUUUUGUGCUGCCCUUGAUGUAUGCUUUGUAGCUCUGUGAUAUCCUGUAGUAAAUAUGAUCAUGCACACUACAUAGCUGUGUUGUAAACGUGUACAUUUCUGAUCCGAGGGGUACACAACAAUGAAGAACUACUGCUUUAAAAAAAAUAAAAAAUAAAUACACCCACAUAUACAGACGCAGUUAUUUUCAACAUAUUGUACUUCUACCAAUGACCGUAUAUUUUUUCCAUUCUACAUUGUCACACGUAAAACACACAUUACAUUUUGGCUGAGACAGUUAAUAAAUAUAGAUUUGAGGUUGUUGAAAAAAUAAAAACAUUAGAAACAACAUUUUAGUCAUUCGAGAUCAACAAUAAAAAAAAAAAAAAAAUUUUUAAUCCACAGUUUCUUCUGAAUGCUUCGUCUGUUAGUGACCACACAUUUCCUGUCGUCUACUAGGGUUAUGUCAUGUUGCCCAUUUCCCAGCACAGCAUUUUCGCUAAACGUUUUGUUUUCUGUCGUGAAAGCGUUUAUAUUUUCCCACUGCUUUUAUCCAGUGCAAUCCUUUACUGACUUUUUUUUUUUGUAAUUGUCCAAAACCAUAUGUUGGCUUUCUUGAUAGAACUAAAGUGUCCAGCGUAAUGAAAAAUACACCAUUGCAGUCAUUUUAUACCAGGAGUCAGUUGUGGACUUGAAUUUCAGUUUGUCUUGGUUUUAUGCAUAGAUUCUACCUGCAGUGAAUAAAAAAAAAAAACAUGGUUUAGUUUGAUUGCACUUGGCUGCUUUAAAAAAAGUGCCUAAGAAUCAUGGCAAAUAUAGUUAGCAAACAUUUGCAGUGCCAAAACAACUUUUAAAUCUGAUCUAAUUGUUUAAUUUUAAACCUUCGGGGUUUAUGCAAUGAAUGUAAGCAAAAAAAGGAAAAUUCUAGUUUUCUUAAGACUGCAUGAUGCCCAUACUAAACCUUACUAUCCUGUAUCUAUAUUCAAAGACCGAUUUAGGGAAUAAAAAACAAGAUACAUCCAGUCAGCUUAGUCCAAUACCAAUAACAAUAAUUGUUGCAUUCAAAACAUUAACACACUCCUUAUUUACAAUACAAUUCAGACCUGACUCUUGGUGACCUGUAUUAUGUUGUGUAAUAGGAGACGUAGGGUAUUCUAGUCCCAAGCUUUUUAUUUUGGUUUUCAUUCUUUUAAACCAAAAAGAUACAAUAUUUAAUUUAAAGGGACACUAUAGUCACCCAGACCACUUCAGCUCAAUGGCUACCCUGGUGUAGAGAGGGUAUCAGCCGUUAGGGACGUCCUUUUCUUCCUGGCAGUCGCUGUGUAGUGAUGGAGUCGCCUAUUCCCUUCUGCUGGAUCAUGAGUGGAAACCAGGUGCAGCUCUGAAAAGAGCUAAGUGAUUAAGCUGCAGAGAUUCCCCUUUCAAGAACGAGACAAGGCUACGUUUUGAAGGGUCAAGAAGAACUGAGGUUUAAUGACACACACUCUGCUUUUAUGAGAUUCUGCCCAUGCAAGGUAGACACCCACAUAAUUAGCAGAGUAACCAAUCCAUGCAAUAUACAUUUGGUAACUUCCCUCCCCUCAGAUAACCACAUAACAUAAUUAAAAAGGAACAGUUUUUCCCCAAAGUUUGGAUGUACCCCAAAUACUUGGGGUACAGACAUAAAUUUGGUAUCCCCAGAUAGCCCAUAGUUCAGGUACCAACAUAUGAAAAAAUCAACUCAAUCGGUUCAGCCGUUCGGGAGAUAUGGGACUUAGAAGAUUUGACCGACUGCACGGGUACAGUAGCCGAAAACAGUUUCAUGAAUGCUGGCCCUGCAGUCGGUCUAAGAACGUGGGUAAAAACACCCGAACGGCAUGCCAUCCUGGGUUCGCUGAAAUCCCCAUCUGCUGUUAAUCCUUUCUACCGAACGCCCGGUCGUUCGGUAGAUUUGGUGAUAUUUUCCCGAACGUAUGGAGGUCUCAGCGGUGUUCGCCUGUUUGAGUGUCCGAUUUUAGUUCCAGACAAUCAUCGGCAAACACCGCUGUUCGGGAGUUAAAAUGGCCGCGAACAUGUGUAAGUCCCGAAAUGGCGGCUGAGCUUACAGUUCCCAUAGCGUUCGUGCGGUUCAUUCGAAUACAAUGCCCAUCAACCAGGGAGGUAAAUUGGCCCUAAUUAACAGUCAGGGUGGCCUGUUAAGGCAGGUAAGCAUUCGCAUGGUGAAUGCUUACAAAAUUACCGAACGGCUGUAUAAUCCAUUUGUCCUUUUGUAGGCAUACUGGGCUUGUUGUUACAGUCUGGUUGCCAGGUCCCUCCAGGUUUUAACCCUUCACGUGUAAACAUAGCAGUUUUAGAGAAACUGCUAUGUUUACAUAGCAGGGUUAAUCCAACCUCUAGUGGCUGUCUUCCUGACAGCUGCUAGAGGCGCAUCUGCGAUGCUGGAUGUAAAAUUUGCAUCCAACGUGCAGAACGUCCACAGGAAAGCAUUGAGAAAUGCUUUCCUAUGGAUUGUUUAAAUGCGUGCACAUUCCGCUCCACUCGGGAGCAGACGUGGGUGGGGUAGGAGAGGUCACCAGCGCUGAGGGAGCCCGGUGCUGAAUUAAAGGGAAACUCCAGUGCCAGGAAAACAAUCCGUUUUCCUGGCACUGCAGGUCCCCUCUCCCUCCCACCCACCAAUCCCCGGUUGCUGAAGGGGUGAAAACCCCUUCAGUAACUUACCAGAGACAGCGACGAUGUCCCACAUCGCUGCUUCUUCCUCCGCGCCGUUCCUCCCUGUGAAUGUGUCGGCCGGUGGACGAGACUGAUCCCGCCCACCAGCCGGGGAGACCUAAUGCCGCACAAGCGCAUUAGCACUCCCCAUAGGAAAGCAUUGAAAAUGCUUUUCAAUGCUUUCCUAUGGGGAAAUGAGCGACGCUGGAGAUCCUCACACAGCGUGAGGACGUCCAGCGACGCUCUAGCACAGGAUUUCUGUGCUAUAAUCCAGGAAGUGCCCUCUAGUAGACAGCCACUAGAGGUGGAGUUAACCCUGCAAGGUAAUUAUUGCAGUUUAUAAAAAACUGCAAUAAUUACACUUUCAGGGAUAAGAGUAGUGGGAGUUGGCACCCAGACCACUCCAAUGGGCAGAAGUAGUCUGGGUGACUGGAGUGUCCCUUUAAGGUAAGUAGCUGAAAGGGUUUUAACAAACGGGUUUGUUUUCCUGACACUAUAGUGAUCCUUUAAACUAAGCUUUGAUUUUUGGAGCUGAUAUAAUUUCUUUGAGCGCAGUGAUAACUAAAGUAGAGCACCAUCACUAUUGCAGCCUACUGUGAACACCAACAGCUGAUGGUGGUGACAAGUAUUGGCCUCCUUAAAAGGACACAAUAGGCUGGAACUGAGUCCAACUCACUUUAGUGCAUCAUGUAGAUUAUACCUUAAAAUAAUGCAAAAAUCAAAAUAUAGAUUAGAGCGUGUGUAAUGUUGGUGAGAUGUGUUGGCUGUGUGUAAUGUGUGUGUUUUUUGGCUGUACUGUGUGUGAAUGUAGUUUGUGCUUGCUGUCUGUGUGUGGUGUGUGGUUUGUGUAAUGUGUGUGGAUGUAGUGUGAGUAAAGUGUACUCUGUUUUGCCUCCGCUUCAUGCAGAAAUCUUAGCAGGAGAAGGCAAAACAGAGCACACAUUAUACACUGGACCUCCACACACACUUUGUGUGCUGUGGUCCCUGGUGGUUCUUUUGUGGCUUAAAUCUCUGGUGGUCAAGAGGAACAUGUGGUCUACAGUGGGUGCAAACCACAUUAAUAAUGCCUUUGCAGUCUGAUGUGUCGUUGAGUCAGCCCACAGUGGCCGGUAUCCCCAGCUUUCACUCUUGACUUACUAGUGAACAUCGUAACGCAAAGAAGUGAUUCCUUUGGCAUGCACCCACCAGAGGUGCAGAUAGCAUACUCCCAUCCCCUGCUCAAGGCAGCUCUGCUGCUGCAUCUAGCCUGUGGCAUGUCUAAAUGCCCAGAAUAAUCUGUCUGCUUGGUACCCUGAACUUCAUGUCUGCAAAAUUCCACAACCCCGGCCAGUGCUUAGAAUAACCCCCCUAAUAUCAUAUUAUCUUAAGAGCAGUAACUUUAGGUUCCCCAACACACUUUUGUUACAGUGAAUCUAAAUUUAGAUAUUAGGGCUCAGUACCAAUUUAUAGCCAUCUGAUGACAUAAUUAACGAGACACUUGUGACAGUGAAGGAUGUUUUCAUGGCAAUACAUGUAAUUCUUACAUAUUAGCAGAGGUAAUCAUCUAUUGCUUCCUCUUAAAACAUACAAUUUAACUUGAAAGUUGUGUGGAUCUCUUCAUAACCCCGGAAAAACAAUACAUAACUAGAAGAGAAGCCAGGAGAAUCAAAGAUUCUUGCUCCGCAUAUUGUAAACCAAUAACAAUCAUAAUGACUGGGGUGUCCAUUACUCCUACCUGAGCCCCAGGUCCUCCCACAAUUCAACAGACUAUUCUAUUACAUAGAUCAAAGCUCUUUGUAUAUAUCUAAUGGAUUAGACUUUGUGCUAACAUGCAAAUAUAACCUUUAAAUGCAUUCAGUACUUUUAUUCAAGUGCAAACACAGAGUAAUCACACCAUACAAGAACUUGUACAGCCAUCUGGAUUUUCACAAAAAUCAGAAAAACUACAUCACAAAUAUAAAAGAAAUGGGAAAAAAACUAGCUUUAUAUUAAGUGUUAUUGCUUACAGUGUUUGGAGUGUUCCACUAGUAAAAGAAAUAGUAUGUUGUCCUCCUAUGCUAUGUUUAUAAGGAAUUAGUAGAUAAAAUAAUGCUAAGAUGAUGAUGUAUUUUGCUUCUUACCUCCACGCUAUGUAUUUUGUGUAUUUUGAAGGUUCUAUUUUUCUUAUCAUGUUUGAGCUAGAUUCACUGCAUUAUUUCCUGGCAAACAUUGAUGGGACUGGAUGCUGGACUGCCUCUCGUUCUCAUUUGUUGGCUCGCAGUUUGUUCCCAUAUUCUCAAAGAUCCUCUUCAGCUUCCGCCAACUUUCUCGCAUAGCCUUUCUAUAUUUCCUUUGGCAAGAAAGCACAUGUCAGAAAACCCUUUAAAAAUAUCUAAAAAACUUGUAAAAUAUUUGUUAUAAUGUGCCUAGCUUUUAUUUUAUGAUGAACUAAAGAGUGUCCAACUUAAAAAAUCCUUGCUGUGAGCGCUAGUGGACAUGCAAUUGACUGGUCGUCACUUUACCACUGUAAUAGUUAAAGGGAUACUCUAAGCACCAAAACAACUUUUGCUUAAUUAAUUGGUUUUGGUGUAUAAAUCAUGUCCCUGCAGUCUCACAGCUCAAGUCUGCCAUUUAGGAGUUAAAUAACUUUUGUUUCUGUUUUAUGCAGCCCUAGCCACAACUCCCCUGGCUGUGACUCACACAGCCGACGUAAAAUAAACUGUUAGUUUUAGAUCAGAUCUUACAACACAGGGUGUUUACUUUAGAAGUUAUCUCCUGUUCUGCUAAUUUUUUUCUUGUGCUUCUUAAGCAUGUUGUUUAAAACCUUAUCUUCCAGUGACCCCAGUUUCCAUAGGUUUGGCAACAAAUUCUACAAAACACCGCCAUCAGACGCUUUCCAUUAUCAAAAAGUUUGUAGUGAGGAAUGUAGCUACUUUGGACAAUGUAUUAAUAUAAAUUAUAAGACUCCCCAACUAGUCAGUGUGUUGGAGACAUCAGUAAAAGAUAGGGGCAGUGUUGCCUUUAUCAAUGAUAAUGUAUUCAUUGGUUUAACAAGCUGAGCAAAUAUACGCUUCUUAAUAUUUAGCAGGUUAACAUAUUGCUAAGUAUUUAUUCACGUAUUCAAUAACCAGAAAUAGUAAAGACUUGACAAGGGAGAUUGGUUGUAGUCUCCAUUCUCACUUGUACGUUCUGUUUUUCAAUUUCUGAAGUUUCUUUUUUUUUUUUUUAAAUGGUAUGCCAGAGAGGCAAUGUAGGUUAUUACAAAAUCUAAAUAAUAAGGUUAUAUUUUAGGCUACUAAUAGUUCUUACCUUUGGGCCAAAGCAUUGAUCCAGGGGUUUAAGCCGGGCAUCAGAAUUGCAAGCCAAAUGGAAAACAUUUUUGCACCCGCUGGAACAAUGUUCGGGUGAAAGAUUUCAUAGAAACUAAUUGUUACAAAUGGGACCCAGCAAACCAAGAGGUAGACUAGAAUAAAACAGAUACGUAGUUAGCAAAACUUUGCUUACCAGGAUAAAUGAAAGAGAUAAAACAAGUGUGCAGCAUUUUCUUAGAUGUGGUUAAUUCAGAGGAUAGGAGCAAAAGGUGUGCUUUCACAGUUUACCAAGAAGUCAAAGAGUUCAUCAGAAAAACAACACUCAAUUAACUUUAUAACUUUUCUGGUGUUUGUCACUAUAAUCUGUGAAGUGUGGACAACUGACAAGGUAAUUUAGGCCGAAUUUGCCGAGCUUAAAAAAAGCAAUUGGAAACAUUUUACAAUUUUGCUGUUUUGGGCUCAAAUUCCUUUGUCAAUCGUUCACCAAUCCUGAUUUUGGUGAAUGAGAAUUGGUAAUUCUAUUGAAAUCUCUUUGCAAUUGUUUCUCAAUUACUCAACUCACUCUUUGACUCCAGAGUUGGCAAUGUACACAUUACAGGGCAAUCUCUUGGGUGCUGUAUCUGGGAAAUAAGAAAUUAUUACCACGUCAUUUUGAGUUGUUUAAGUUAAGAGUGUUAAAAUUCACCCAUCUUCUCGGAUGUUGCUGGAUUAGAACUCACAGUUUAGAGCAUUAUAAGAGAUGCAACCCAGACAAUGACCUGAACGAUAUGUUUAAAGUUUAAUUAAACCUGUUUAUAAUUUUCAUACUUGACUCAUGCGAUGUCUAGUUUUAUUUACGCUCACACCCAGCUCAGUGCUAUGAUGCUUUAUUCUGCAUGAUCCAAGGCGCAUGUGUACAAAACAUUAUUUGAGACUAUCAGGGUUAUAAACCAAAUUGAGAAUUGUUGUAAAUUCAAAGUGAAUUCAAAUGAGAAUUUAGAAUUUAAGGCACGAACCACUGAAAUGGGCUAAUUCUCUAAAUCAGUUUUCCUUCUAUUUUGGCAUUAAAUUUGCAAUUCUUGCCAAUUCUCAGUUUACAAAAUAACCUAUAUGUGUGCUAGAAAAAAGUAUGCACAUUUCUGAUAGUAAAGGGACCCUCCAGACACCAUAGUAACAUAUGCUCCUUGCUUAUGUUAAAGUUCAAGGAUGUCCCCUGUCCCCAUCUCCCUGCGAGCAGUUACUUAUAACUGCAUUGUUUUGCUAAAAUAACCUAGAAGCCAAGUGUUUCAUCAACAAAUAUCACAAGCGGAAGGAGUGCUUACCACUGUCUGUCCAAAAAUGUGUAGACUUUAUUCAUUUCAACACCCUGUUCGUACUUCUUUCACAACUCACUGGGAAGAAUCUGACUUUGUGGUGCGUUAUCACAUCUAUAGUUCUAUUUACAUAAUUGUGAACCUGCUGUAAUUAAAGCACCUUUUAAAGAAACCCAGACCAUUUCUUCUCAAUGCAGUAGUUUUAACCCUGCAAUGUAAAGCAUGACCGUUAAGUAAAUACGGCACUGCUUACAUUGAAGGGUUAAAUAUGCUGGUAGUCUUCCAAACAAACACUAGGGGGCGCUUCUUCUGUUAGAGCUGAGUCAAACUCGUUUCUCACAGCUAACCUCCAAUAGGUGCACAGCACUGCCAUGCAUGCACUUAUUAACAGCAUUGGAUUGGACAUUUAGAAGCGUUGGUGGACUUGAUCUUGACGCUGGAAAAAAAAGUAAGUAAUACCUUUCUUUUUCCCAGUUUUUAUUUAAAUUUAGGGAAAGGGGCUCGGAAUGUAAGUAAAGAGGGGAGGACACUAUAGCGUUAGGAAUAUAGGUUCGUAUUCCACUCUAGUGUUCCUUUAACAUAAGCAAUGGUUUCACAGGUGAGCUUCUUAAGGCCAUCUUAGAAGCUAUUCCUUCUACACAAAGUCAUUGGGGAUAAAGAAUAUCUGGGGAUUGCCAAAGCUUAAUAUUUUCCUGCUCUGGAAUUAAUUAACCGCAUUUUAAGCUUUGUGGGAAUACAUGUCAUUUAAGAUUUAUGUUUUAAUUAUGCUUUUUAUAUGGUACAUGAGAACGGAAAUAGUUGCUUAUUUAGUUAAAAGAUUCCAGUUAAAAGAAUAUUUAUAUAUAAGCAAUUGUUGUGGUAGAAUGGCAAUAAAAAAUCGGAAUAUUUUUAACUGUGUUGAAUUUAAUGAGAAACUAUUUGCCAAAAAUAAGACGCACAUAACUAUUCUAAGAUGUUCAGUAUUUCAUGCCUCCAGCAAUGAUGUUAUAGCAUUCUGGACCGCACAGAAUAUUACUUGCCUAACAGACCUUAUCAGACCUGGCUAGAAUUUUUUUAAUCGUGAGUUACAAGUAAGCUGACCAACGUUCCCUAUUCUGCUUCUAAGAUCCUUUUUUGACAAACAUAAAUAGAAAGAAAAACUUCAGAAGAUGUUGUAACAAUUCUCUACUAAAAUGCCACCUCUGCUUCUCGGAAAUAUACAUUUCCCUGUGCCCUCUUAAUUUAUAGCAUUGAUGAAGUUAUAUGGAAACUCCCUAUACACCCCUAUUAAUUCCUAUGUGUCCUCCUAAUUCUGAGUCCUGGUUAGCUACUCCCACCCUACUGUUUUCUGUUUUAUUGCAAGCAUCCUUGAAUUUGUUUGCUUUGGAGAACACAUCUCGUGGCUCACAUUUGGUUCUUCUACCUGCUCUAGAAAUCAAAUGGUGGAGAACUCGUGCACAAUAGUGGGACCACUUGGAGGAUUGAAGAUAUUUGUUAUUUUCUGACUUCCUUACCUCUUGAGUCAGUAGCUCUUAAUAUUGUGAUCUUAUUGAACUCCAUUAAUGUGUGUACUGCGCAGGCACAAAUGCAUAUAUAUUUCCAGAGUGUUCUGCUAAAUUGAGAAUUCAAAGAGAAUUUCAAAUUUAAAGAACACUAUAGUCACCUAAAUUACUUUAGCUAAAUAAAGCAGUUUUAGUGUAUAGAUCAUUCCCCUGCAAUUUCACUGCUCAAUUCACUGUCAUUUAGGAGUUAAAUCACUUUGUUUCUGUUUAUGCAGCCCUAGCCACACCUCCCCUGGCUAUGAUUGACAGAGCCUGCAUGAAAAUAAAAACUGGUUUCACUUUCAAACAGAUGUAAUUUACCUUAAAUAAUUGUAUCUCAAUCUCUAAAUUGAACUUUAAUCACAUACAGGAGGCUCUUGCAAGGUCUAGCAAGCUAUUAGCAUAGCAGGGGAUAAGAAAAUAUUAAUUAAACAGAACUUGCAAUAAAGAAAGCCUAAAUAGGGCUCUCUUUACAGGAAGUAUUUAUGGAAGGCUGUGCAAGUCACAUGCAGGGAGGUGUGACUAGGGUUCAUAAACAAAGGGAUUUAACUCAUAAAUGGCAGAGGAUUGAGCAGUGAGGCUGCAGGGGCAUGUUCUAUACACCAAAACUGCUUAAUUAAGCUAAAGUUGUUCAGGUGACUAUAGUGUCCCUUUAAGCUAAAAAAAAUAAAAAUCUCCACUAUGCUUCCAUUUCAGCUACUCUGACCUCACAUUUGGAACUCACUUUGGAAUUCUCACCUUAGUAAAUAACCCUGUCUGUCUUUCUACUUGGUGUGUUGUGACAGUAAGACGUAGACAUUUGGUUUUGGUGUUAAGAGAGCCCCUUUAACUGUGUGGAAUUGUGUUGUCUUCCUGGCAGGAGAGCAGAAAACAAUUUGAAAUACUUACAGGCAGAAACUGUUAGAAUGACUGUAUUCUUAAAAUAUGAUCGAAUGGGUACAUAGUAACAGUGCUGAUCAUUGCACAUAAAGGUUCCUCUCCUCGCUUGUUGCCUGGCAAUACGAAUGAUGGCCAGGUAGAGCACACUGAUGACCGUAAUUGGAACAAUAAUUCCCACACUUAGUAGCAACACGCUGUAAACGAUCGUGGAUCGGUGGAAAUGUGGGAGGCAAAUGUAGACAUCUUUGUUAUAACUGUACUUUCCAAAUCCAAUGAAUGGCAAAAGAGCUAUUGCCACUGAAUAAAUCCAAAGGAGCGCUAGGAUAAUCCCAAUCCUUCUUUUGGUUACAAGUUGAGUGUAACGCAGUGGAAAACGGAUUUCUGUAAAUUUGUCAACAGUUGCCCACACCAAGGAGUUUAUUGAUGCCAAAUGGAGCAAUACAAACAGGAAACCUAAUAGGUGACAGGGUGUGCCAUUUUCUGCAAAUAUUCCACCUCCGAACAAGCUGCUGUAUACAGCUACAGGAAUUACACUUAUUCCAAAAAUCAUGUCACAAAUGCUAAGGUUCAGAGAAAGGGCCCAGGUGUCCGUACGCAAUUUCAGGUGGGACGUAAAUAACAGGAGUAGAAGGAGGUUGGCGCCAACAGUACCAACCGCAGUGGCAGCCAUUAUCGUGGCAUACAAUGUCAAAAUCUCUUUCAUCUUUGACCUUGAGGUUCUUAUCGUUUUCUCUGUAUCAUAUUUUUGGCCUAUAACUCUUAGUCACCAUCCCACCUCUUGUCUGUAAAAAAUUAAAAAAUUAGUUAAACCAUAUAGUGUCUGUAAUCUGUUUGGAAAACACCUUAAGUAAACAAGUUAUUUUUCUGGAAGUUUAGCGAUAAGUCCUAUAUUAUAUGGUUUGAGUGCAUUACAAUUGUCUGUAAUAAAUCAGUAGUGAUCAGGCAAUUGUAAAUAGGGUGUUAUGCAGCACUCUCGAUCGUAUUCAUUAAUUUAGAAAUUCUCAGAAUUCUUCAAAUUGCACAUUGUAGGUCAAAAUAGCUGUGAUUAAAAUAUGUCAGCGUUCAAGACUUUCAGAUUUGCCUGUUUAGACCAACAAUUCUCAUGUCAACUCACUGUGAUUCCUUGUUUCGUGAAUUCUUUAGAACCUUUUUUAGAAAAAUAUGUUUUUGGAGUUGUAGUAGCUCAACAGGUGACAGUCAUACCUGUAACAGAGUACUAAGCAGUUGUGUCUACUAUUUGUCCCACAUGUGUGUAUUUAUUUUUAGAAAGCAUAACUGUUAUGGUUAAAAUCUUGAAAUUAGUCAUUGUCAGCUGACUCCAACAUUGAUCCCCACAUCAAUGACCCUCAGUCAUGUAGUAAAUAAGUCACGGAAUCUUUAUUCUUAUUAAGGUGCCUCUCUUCUAGCCACCAAGGGAUGACUUGGCGAAUUGCGACUACCAGCAAGUAUGGCAAAGACUUGUUAAUAGUCAAAAUGUUGCCAGAUCCCCGUUGGUGGCUGGAUUGAAUGCACGUUAAAAUAAAAUAUUCUGCAAGUUUUUUGCUGCUUGACUUUAACCUUAUCUUUAAUCUUUAUCUUUAGCCUUAUCUUUUUAUAGUUUAACAUUUGUUUAAGGUAGCUUGUAAUAAUAUCUACUUCACAAUCAAGCUUGCUCAUUCUUUUUUUUAAGCUGUGAAACAUUAACACAUAAUACCCUAUUCCUUUUCAUUUGACAGCAACAUAAACAAUCUCAUUGAUCCAUGAAAAAGUUACACAACCUAAUCCUAUUUCAGCCAGAAAUAGCUUAGUUUAAAAGACACCCUGUGUCUAGCAUUAUUUAAACGGUUCCUGAAGUCUGUCACCACUAAUAGAUACAGCAUUAACGUAUAGACGUGUUGCCUUGCAAAACGUAGCUUUAGUUCACGAUUCUGAUCAAUUGAUCUACUUUCUAACGUUCUCCAGCAGGUUAAUGAUUUGAAAACCAGAUCUCAGAAUAUCCCAAAGUAUUCACAAUUCUUUUUGGAGUAAGAUACUCACGUUCUAAACUCCCUUUUCUCUCUGAGCCAGUUUAUAUUUUUGCUUUCUGUCUCUGGGUCUUUCAAAGUUUUGUCUUAAGUGUAUUUUUUUUUUUUUUUUGGUUAAGCUAUAUUAACCUCAAACUUAAAACUUCAACACGAAUGUAAAAAAAAAAAAAAUUACGUAAUUUCCCCUUUUUUUUUUUUUUUUUUAAUGCAUGUGAAAUUGAGAACAUCAGAAGUAUAGCAAAGGACUAUGCUUCUGAAAUUUUGUGGUAUUUAAAAAAAGAAAAGGGAAUUGGGUAUUCGGAUGUUUGUUAAUGGCAGGGAAGUAUGUGUGGAACUAAUAAUUGUAAUAAGGUAGGUGUGAAGCUAGCUAACGCAUUUAAAAAAAAAUAAUAAUUCACCGUUAACAUUCUUUUGUCUGUCUGAAGAACUUUGUGAAUGGGUGGGAUUCGUUAGCGUUGAAAUAUUCCCUGGCAUAGGAAAAAUGCCCUUGUUUCUUUCUAAUUAAAGGAGAAUUUUUUACAAAAUACAGAAUAUUCUAUCUACUUCAGAUAAUGGUAUGUAAAAAAAACUUACGUGUAAGCCAGCUGCUGUCCCUUGUGUGUCGGAGUUGAUCAAUGAAGAUUUGUGCUUUUAAAAAGGGAACAGCUGAAGAGAUUGCUCUGGUUUUUGGAUACUGAAGACUGUCUUUUGUGUGUGGACAGUUGUGUAGUGGACGUCUAUGGAUCAGCAAUCAUAUGAUAUGCAGCAUCCUGUUUUAUCCAGAGUCUGCUAGCUGACUGAUGCACACAAGUGUGUAAACCCUGGAGACGCAAACUCAAACAAAGUAUUCGUAAUCGUUUUCCUUUUUUUUUUUUGUUCUGUAUUUUUUAUUGCUGCUGUCCAUCUUACAGCUAAUUUCCUCGCUGUUGUAUUCUGGAGAUAAUCAUGUAUAUAGCAUCAGUUGCAGUGAUUUUAAUCUCACCUGAUGUUUUCUUAGAGUAAUUAUAAGUGAUGUAUCUCUGUUUAAUUCUAACUCUGUUUAAUUAGAGGAGGAUUUGAUGCAGUUAUAAACAGAAGGAUUCUCUUAACUCCCAGCCGUGUACUGAUAAUGAGUGAAUGAAAUAAAGAUAAGAGACACCUUAAUGGAUUUUGUGUGAAAUUGGGAAUUUGAUUGAAUGUCGGUGUGCACAAUAUUAUACAAUUUCUUAUUAAAUAAAAUGUAAAUAAUACAACAUACAGAAUUAUAAUGCAUAGCAUUAAAAAUAGUAAGUAAUAAACAAGCCAGUUGUAAAUAUAUGAAUUAUAAAUUCACUAGGACUUAUUGUUUUUCCUUAUUGAGAGGCUGAUUUACUCGGGCACAUGUUCCUAGCAGAAGCAUUCAACAUUUGCCUCGUUGCUGUAUUAUUGCACGCCGGUUCUUAGUAAAUUAUUGCUGCCUCAUUUGAAAAUUAAAAUAUUUAAAGGAUAUUUCUGAAAAAAGAGAAAAGGCUGUUUUUUUUAUUGUUUUUUAAAUAAAAAUUUCAGUGUGUUAAUGCUGGGAAAUAUAUCCUUAUUGUAUUUUCACAUUUUUGUGUGUCACGAUUCCCUUUUUGUCCUUUUGAAUUUCCUGGAUCCUUCAUCCCCCAGUUUGUAGAAUGAAGGAGAAGCUAAAAUUAAAGGGAAACCAUAGUGCCAAGAAAACCAGCUUGUUUUCCUGGCACUGUAGCUUCCCCUUCUGUCAAGGUCCACCCCUGUGGUGCAGAAGGGGUUAAUAACCCCUUUUGCCACUUACCUGGGCCCAAUUCCAAUGUCCUUCGGUGCUGGCUAGGUUCCGCCCACUCUCCUCCCCCUCCGACAUCCGCUAGUGGGAGAGACCAAAUGCACGGCAAUGGCCGCAUUCGCAUUAGGAUUCCCUUAUAUAUACAAUGCUUUCCUAUUGUGAUUCUGGUGAUGCUUGAAGUCCUUAUGCAGAGCGUGAGGGCGUCCGACAUCACUUAAACAACCGGAAGUCCCUCUAGUGGCGGUCUGGUAGACAGCCACUAGAGGGGGAGUAUUAUUACUUAUAUAGUGCCAGCAAAAUGGUUUAUAAAAAUAAGAUGAUGGGAGUUGGCACCCAGACCACUUCAAUGGGCUGAAGUGGUCUGGGUGCCUACGGUGUCCCUUUAAGCAGUGGUAUGGAGAAACACACACAAGUGAGAGAGCUAUAGACAAAUAAAAAAGGUAAGGGUGCGCCUAAGAUGUAUAGUAAACCAUAUACAAAGUAUAAAAUAUAACAAUUAUAUAAAAUUUAAAAUUGUAAGAUAAGUGAGAUAAUAGUCCAAAACACUUAUCGAAAGUUCGUAAUAGCAGGUUCUCCUUGUAGAGACAGCAAUCUUAGGAUGUCAGACGGAGUUGAAACUUCACAGUAGUAUGCUUGGAUCCAGUGAGGUAUAUAUAAAAGGAAAGCAGAAAAUAGAAACUCCAAUGGUACAGUAUAUCAAUCAAAAUAUAAACUUUGAAAUAGUGCAAAUGGUCCUACUCACACUUUAUGGAGCUAGAACUUAGCUCCAAUUUAUGCGCAUGAAGUGGAAUAAUCCCCACUCACGGAUAUGUAGAGUAGUGUUUGAUUGGAGGAUUUCUAGCCCACGUUCGGCGUUCCAAUUGAUUUAACCCAAAAAUGAGAGAAUACAAAUAUAGUGCUCUCUCUGGAUUCUUUAAAUUUCUCCUGUGGGGGCUGGGAAUCCAGGGACCAACAUUCAGUGAAGUGUUCUGGGUGCAGUGCCUCUGUACUCUUAACUAUUACAGAGCAUGAUACGCGUGCGUUUUACAGUGGUUCUCAAGUGAGAGAGCUACUUGUGCCCCUUUUUUUGUCAUCCUACCCAACGUCUGAAUUUCUGUCUCCAUUUCACCCCCAUUUGUAACCUAUUUCACCCCACUUGUAAUCCUCUUUAUUCACCGACCCCUACUUUUUUACCUCUAUCCCCAGAUUUGCAUGUCUACUUGUGUGUCUAUCCUAAUCCACAUGUUUGUGUCCUUUGUCAUACUUUACUUGUGUCUGUCUUUCUUGUACCCCUUUUUCUUUAUGUCUGUGUACCGUGAACUUGUGCAGGGGCCACAGCAGCAAAAUUAUGUCAGACUCCACACAGAGAAAUGUCAAGCAAAAAAAUCUUACCCAAAAAUCAUAUAAUUUCUUAAAUCUUAUAUGGACAUCAGAGGGUCAAGGGGACAACUAACCAGCCUGACCCAUUUAAUUUAUUAGCUGAUCCUUAAAGAGUCCUGUUAGAGUGUCUAGUUCCUAUUCCCUCUGUUUUCUAGAGUACUUACUACUUUUUUUUUCCUUUAAAGUAUAUGUAGCCAAAUCCUAAUACCAUCUCAAACAUAAAUGUUUUUGGCUCAAAGGCCUACUUGAUUAAGCUCUCUACUAACAGUAUGCAGACUGUGUCACAAUGUGUCCCAAUAUUACAGACAACAAUAUUAAAGCAAAAAUUACAAUAGGGAAUAGAUCUCAAAUGGUGUAUAAGAACAUAGGCUUUCCACUUGUGAUUCAUAUUUUACUUAACAUUUUGGUGUCAAAGCUAUAUUACCCAGAAAAUAUCAUUGCACUUGAGGCCUCUAAUAUGGUAUUUUUAAAGUGACAUUUUCAAUGUCCUUGCCAUGAAUUUGGAAACAUGGUAUGGUUUGGAUUUUGUGCAGGUAAAUGGAUAUUCUGAUCCUUUUUUGACACGUUAAUAUCCACUAAAGCAAGUUCUUAAUGUGCUGAAUUUUUACUAGCUACAUUUGUAGAUGAUUUGUGUCUGUCUAUUUUGUUUUGUUCCGUCCCAUAGAUGGAAUGAACAUUGGUUACCAGUGUAAUAGAAUAUUCACUUGACAUGAGCUUAGUUAUCUUUUUGCCAUGGUUGACAUAAUUUUAAGAAACGCACAUAUGUUCUGUGUGUUCUGUACAUAUAUUUAAAUUCGGCACCAGAUGUUUGUGUGAGAACCUUUUAAUAUGUGUGGUGGUACCGGUGUGAGGAUAUUGAAUAUGUGAUGUGGUGCCUGUGUGAAGAUAUUGAAUACAUGACCUGGUGCCUGUGUGAGGAGGUUGAAUAUGUGGCAUGGUGCCUGUGUGAGGAUAUUGAAUAUGUGACCUGGUGCCUAUGUCAGGAUAUUGAAUAUGUGACCUGGUGCCUGUGGGAGGAUGUUGAAUAUGUGACCUGGUGCCUGUGGGAGGAUGUUGAAUAUGUGAUGUGGUGCCUGUGGGAGGAUGUUGAAUAUGUGGUGUGGUGCCUGUGUGGGUAUAUUGAAUAUGUGGCCUGGUGCCUAUGUCAGGAUAUUGAAUAUGUGACCUGAUGCCUAUGUGAUGAUGUUAAAUAUGUAACGUUGUGUCUGUCAGAGGAUGUUGUAUAUGUUUAGUGCGGUAUGAGUGAGAAAGUAGAAUAUGUAGCAUGUUGAAUGUGUGUAUGGUGAGAUCUGUAUUUGUAUAUAACUGGUCCUAACGAAAGUUCCUAAUUGGAGCUGAAAUGCUUAGAAAUAGUUUUUCGUGAUUGAAAAAAAAUAGGAAAUUAUUUUAAGUUCUAGAGUGCUGGGAGUUAAUUGGAAUAUAUAUAUAAUUCUAUAUUUUUCAUAUAUGCACACACACUGCAAAAAUGAAAAAAAUAAUGAACAAUGAUGGUGAGGGAUUCUCAACCUGGACAAAACGUUGUCUCUGCUUCUUUUUUUUUUUCACACAAUAUUUAUUCUCAAGAUUGUGACAGAUCUGUGUCCUUAUUCAAAAAUUUGUGACGCUUAUAGCUAUAUUUACCAAUAUGUGGCAAUCCUUGGCAAGUUGAAAUUGUUUUAAUACUCUUAGCAGAGUUUCUUUACUUGUCAUUUACUGUAAUUAAUGCUCCUUUUUCCCACCUUGACAUUUCAGCACAAUGCUCCCAUCCCACAAGGGGGACGAGGUGCAAUCCAAUUUGUGACUCAGUAUCAACACUCGAGUGGACAGAAACGGAUCCGCGUAACCACAAUCGCAAGAAAGUAAGAAUCUUGUUGCUUAGUGGCAAACAUGAUGAGUGAGCUAAUAGCGUGAUCACUUUCUCGACAUGUAAAAUGUUGAUAUUAAAACAUACUCUUGCAGUUAUCCGACCAAUCAGGGUUGGGGUUAUUAUGGCAGCUAUUAAAGAAUAAAGUCAAUGGCAAAUAAAGUUCCCCUCUACCUCUUCAAUCCUGUGUUUUAGACCAGGAAUGGCGAAUUAAUGGGGCUUUUCAUUUCUCACAGUAACAUAACCUGCUGUGAGCCGCAUGACCUUUAUACACAACAGGUUACAACAUGCCUGGCCUACUCCCUUGCUGAGUAUUCUCAGUUGAGUAAUUAGCACGUUAUUUAAUUAGUAAUCACAGAGUCUAAUUGUAAAAAAAUUCAGCUAACUCACAAAUGUCCACAACUGCUAUACUCAUGGUCCGUUCUGCAAAAAAUGCUCACCCUUUUGUAAUUAUAGGCAGUCAACGCAGUAUGAUCAGAGGUUAGUGACUGCUUACUGUUAAAGUAGCGUUUUACAUUUAAAUUACAUAGGUAUAAAUCGUAGAUUAUGUUAACGUAGUGUACCUAUAAUUUUAAUUUUAGUAAUGACAGUAGGCGAAUAUUUGUAUAAACGUUCUUUACUUUAAACUCAAGCAGCACAGAUCAAUCAAAAAGUUAAAUCAAUCCGAAUCAGGAAUCAUUACUACAUAUAGCUCUGUGGUGCUUGCCUCUUCCUCUUUCUUUGAAGCGAAGUAAUAGUCCAAUGAACAAGUGCAACAAUAAAAACUCAAAUAACGAUGUGGAUCCAAUGUAACCCCAAGGACCGCUUGAACAGUAAGGAUGUAAUGGACAGAUCCAAUUUAUAAUGCCAAUUUUCACACUGAAAAGAACAGAAAGAAGUGAAAGGCAGCGAAAUGACAGUAGUUUAUCAAUACUAUUAUUGAGGAUAAAAUAACGACCGCGUAGCGUUAACCAAACGGUAAGACCGACCCAACAAAAAAAAUAAGAGAGGAAUUUCAACACGAAGGAGACAGGGGCUGUAAAGGAAUCUGAAUCCCUCUCCAUACACUAGAUAGACCAUUUGUUCCAGGCUGCCAUGUAGCAUCGUAAAGUGCCUGGUGCUCACAAAUCCCGUAGGAGGUCCUUAAUCAUCUGCGAUAGUCCAUCGACAUCCCAAGAUCCUGAAAUCGCCCAAGCCACGAGAUGGAGCCGGUAUAGCAGAAUGAGUGGGUGCAUCUCCCUUUGCAGGUUGGAUAAGAGGAGCGGGAAGUCUGGCAGCAUCAGUGGAUGCUCUUAUGAGAAUUUUAAUAGGUCCAGGAACCAAACCUUGCUCGGCCAGAGCGGAGUGAUCAGCAGGAGCAAUGUUUGGUGUGUCCAUAUCUUGUGCAGGACCCUCGCCAACAUGGAGAAGUGUGAGAACGCGUAGGCCUCUUGGUUCAGCCACUUCUGAAGAAAUGCGUCCACUACCUCGCAUUCCGGGUCCAGGAGCCACCUGAAGAAUCUGGGAAGUUGUCGGUUUGUCCAUGAAGCAAAGAGUCUAUCCAUAGAGGACCCCUGUGCCGUGCCAAAGUCUUGAAGACCUCCAAAUUCAGUCACUGUUGCCCCUCCAGUGGCGGGAGUACCAAUCCGCCGUGAGGUUGCAGGUCCCUGGAAGGUAUUCCGCUCUUAAUGUGAUAUUCUUGGAGAGACAAAAGGUGUAAAUGUCUUUGGUUGCCUCUGAGAGUGCCUGAGUUUGAGCUCUGCCCAUGAUUGAUAUACUGCACUGCUAAAAUGUUGUCCAUGCGCUGCUGUAUACAACAUGUACAACAUCCGACAUGUACUUGGCCAAGCUGUGGAUGGCAAAGGAGCCUGUUAUCGCUUCCAAGCAGUUCAUGUGCAUCUCUGACUCCUCGUGUAGCCAUGGGCCCCCUGUGGAGGAGUCUGUGUAGUGUCCUCCCCAGCCCCAGAGACUGGCGUCUGAUUCCACCACGAAAUCUGGUGAAGGAUCGAAAAUGGCUUUCCCAUUCCAGACUUGCAUAUAGAGGAGCCACCAAUGGGGUUCUGUGCACACCUCUGCGUUGAUCGGUAUCAGCUGAUCGUAUAAAUACCCUGCUCGCAAAAAGUUUGCCUUUAGUCGUUGCAUGGCUCUGUAGUGGAGGGAACCUGGGUAUAUUGCCUGAAUGGAAACGGACAGUAGACCCACUACUCGGGCCAGGAGUCGAAGUGGGAUGAGUUCUAGUCACAGGAUUUUCAGAAUUUCCCAUAGGAUGGAAGCAAUCUUCGACAAAGGGAGACGUAGUAGAGAUGUCAUGGAGUCGAUCUCGAACCCCAGGAAUUGAACAACUUGAGACAGUUUAAGAGCCGACUUCUCCCGAUUCAUCACGAAUCCCAGCGAUUCGAGAAAGUCCAUGAUAUGUCGUCUGAGAUACUAGUUGUGGGGCCGAGUUGCAGAAGAUCAGCAAACCGUCUAGGUAAAUCAAGUUCUAUACUCCCGGAGAUCGUAGACGCGCCAUGACGAGUUUCAGUAGUUUCGUGAAACACCAGUGGGCCGAACUUGGUGGCCAUGUUCAUGUGCUGGAGAUCCAUCCAUACAUAGGAGGGCUGCAUUGGUGUUGCCUAGGAGGCAUACGCACCAUUGUGCCUUUUCACAGCGUGGUCGCCGUGCGGAGGAGAGGACAUAGAUUAGCAUCUGUGCAGGCAGACCAGCCUGAUGGGGAUUUCCCUGUUAGUAAAAUCGGAGUAUGCCCAAUAGGCGUUACGCCAACCACCACGACACUCACACAGGUGAUAAGUCAAUCGAAGAGUGUGAGGGUUCACCCUUCACUGCCAGUCGUGGAGAGUGGCUAAUAUGUCAGGGAUUGACACCCUGAAGUAGGGGGAGGCGCUGGAAGCCUCCAGUAGUGCAGGGGUUAACCCUGUGUGUCCCCUGUGGGGAGGUACAAGGUAAUCGGAACUAGUUCGUCCAAUGUAAUAGUAGGGGCUCCCAAUAAGGGUUUAUGGUACUUAGUAAUGUCCUGGCCACCUUAGUUCAACUAACACGGGCCAGUGCGAACGGCGGAAUAAAAUCACCCGAUAUCACUGACAUCCAGCCAACUCACCCCCCCACUUCUCUGCCCCACAGUAGAAACCUGUACAAAUGUGUAAAAACUGAGCCAGCAAAACCACCCCGCGCGCGGUUGAACCGGCUGCGUGGUGAAGUGGCAGACAGGCAGGGGUAGAGAGUCCAUUAGAUACAGGGUUUUAGCAGGAGCAGGGACAGUGGGGAAAGUGAGAGUAACACAAGAAACAUAGAUAUAACAGUGACAAUCAAAUAAAAUGGUGUGAUUCAGUGUUUAGCAACAAAUAGAAGAUUCAAUUAUCUGACCUCUACUCUAGCAGGAGCAGCAAAGAAAGAGGAAGAGCAAGCACCACAGAAUUCUAUGUAGAAAUUAUUCUUGAUUCUGAUUGGUUUAACUUUUUGAUUGAUCUGUGCUGCUGGAUCUUAAAGUAAAGAAGGUUUAUGCAAAUAUGAAGCCUCCUAUCAUGUGGUAGAAAUACGUAUCUGUCAGACUGAAACUUGUCUACUUGACAGUCAAGGAUAUUGUUUUGAUUUGUCUGGGUCUAACGAUCUUAAAGUAUAUAUAGAGUCAAAUUAAUAUGUUAUUUUGUAUCAUUCAUUAUGCUUAUUAUUUAGAAUGCUGCUACAGCCAUAUGCGGCACUAUGACCUCCAAUAGUGGUUAUGGUGUAGAGAAUGUUUUGAUAUUUGUGUGUUAGAAACUCAAACCUCAUCGUCCAAUUCAAAUAAGGAAGUUGCGAUUCUUCACAUCCUUUUAAGCAGCUUUGUUUAGAAGUGAUAACACUGAUUGCAGAGGAUUUUAGGAUUUUAUAGGCAGCUGGCAAAAGGCUACUUUUUUCUAUUUUCUAAUUUUUUUUAAUUAAAUCUAAAAUAUUUCGAUAUGGUUAUUUACAGAAUACAAUUAUAAUCUGAUCGAGGCGGACAGCUAACAACCGGAAAAUUCAGAAAAAUACACUUUUACAUUACGGUUCAUUAUAGGGCUUUUUUCCUGCACUAACCAAGAUGAUAGCUACAUUAGUGGUUUGUAGAAUAUCUUCAAACUACUUUAUAAAAUAAAACCUUUCGCGGAUUAUGUGCAUUAUUUUCAAAGGAAAGAAAAUGAUACUCUUAAAACGGCUUAAUAUUUACAGAAUCAGUUGCUUGUAUCUCGGAAUACAAUUUAGAGUGCAGCUGCUCAAAACCAAAUUGAAUUAUUUAGAACAUUGUAACGGGGACAGAAAAUAAAUCGUACAGUAAAAAAUUGGCUUUGGAAGCAAAGUAUUUUUAUGAAUGCGCUACAUCUUUGUGGAGAGAUGCAAAUAUGGUCCUCGCAUUAGCCGGCAAAGCGCAACCAGAUAACCACGCUUAAAACCCACAGUGAGUCUGUGGCCAUUAGUGAUACAAUGUGUAUUUCAUUGUGUCCCCAGGGCUUAUUGCAAAGUUACUUACUUUGAUUUAGCCCUGCAGUGAAAUGGAGAUGUGGUCACUUUACAGCGUAUCAAAAAUUAUUUCAAAUUAUUAUCUUUACAAACAAACAUAAGGGAGCAGUUUGUAUGUGUGCAUAGUUGUCAGUCUGUCUAUCAUAUGUGUAUGUACAUAAAAACACACGCAUGCUAGGAUGAGCUAGAAUAGGAUAUUGUGGUCAUUGCACUUACACAGCUAUUCAUAGCUUGCAAGUGGCAGAUUUUGUGUUAUUGCAACAGGCUUAAAGGGCCAAGUAAAAGUAAGGGUUUCAUUGCAUACAACCGAUGACAAACUGUCAAACAAGAAGUAAUUUUAAAGUUUUGUUUUCCUUUUCUAUUUCCCACAGCUGGGCUGAUGCUCAGACACAGAUACAAAACAUCGCUGCAUCUUUCGAUCAGGAAGCCGCUGCAAUCCUUAUGGCCAGGCUGGCUGUGUAUAGGGCUGAAACCGAGGAAGGUCCCGACGUCCUAAGGUGGCUGGACAGGCAGCUGAUUCGACUAGUAAGGCUGAAACAGGAUUUAAAGACUUUGAUGUUGAAGGAAACAUGCAUGUUUAUUUAAACGAACACUCCAAGUUCCAUAACCAUUACUGUGUGCUUGUAGUAGUUAUGGUGACAGCAGUGCCCUAGCGCACAAAUCUCAGCUAGGAGCUCUCUUUGCUAAGCAGUGCAGGGCUUAGCUCAUUGGCUAAGAGCGAUCAGCUGAUGCUUUUUGGCACUGAGCUUGCACAGCUGUGUACUCUGCCUGUCCCUGUGAUAAAUAAUUUAAGAAUAGACAUAGGACUUUCUCACAUGUGCACCAAAUCAUGGAAGAUACAGCCUACAUGCAUAUCCGGCAGCUGAUCGCUUACUGAUCUGCAGUUAUUUAGCCUCUGCUUGAUGUUCCUAUUACUCUCCAAGACUUGUGUGUAAAAAGCAGAGCCUGGUUAAGGUUGCUUAGGGCCCCAACGCUCCCUCAACAAAGUCAGGGAGUGCAAGACCAUGCUGCUGGUCAAGGAGAGCCCACUCAGAGUUGCAGCCGUGUGAGCCUGACACUUUUACGGCCGCCUUUGUCACCUAAUGGGUAAUCCAGCUCUGAUAAAAAGGGACAACUUAUUGGUAACUUUCUGGGUGUACUCUCAUUAUGCAUAUUGUGGGUGUCGUGAUUUAAAGCAGUAAGCAGCUUCGUAUUGUGAGUAUUUCAUGAAUAUAUAUAUUUCCUGUUUUAUAUCAUAUGAUCCCCAUUAUGGAGCAGGGAUGAUAUUGGCUGGCUACAAAAAUCAUAUAGAAGGCCACUCAGAAAAACACCUAAAAAUAGAAAAUAUGACCAAAUGAGCAACUUUUGAAAAUUCAACCCUGGCGAGUGUGCCAUGGAUCCUCUAGGCCUGUAAAUUUUAGACCUAGCUGGUAGAAUACGAUAUGGAAUUUUGAGCCCUUUGUUAAUAAAUACAGAUAAAAAUACACGUCUAACACUAAUAAAUAUAGGUACAUAAAAUGUGUUUCGUUAUUAUCUCUCUAAAACUAAUAAAAUAAUCAUAUAUUUUUAUAAUCCAACAUCAACUUGGAUUAGAAAAAUCAAAGGUAUGUUACUUUCCAAAUGAGAUAAGAGGGUGUGAUGGAAAACCUGAGAAUAGAUAAAUGGAUGGUCCUGAACUUUAAAUAAAGUUAAACUAAGAUAACACUUGAAAUAUUUUGUAGGAUAAAAGAGAACCACAUCAAGCAUGGUGCAGAGCAGUUGGUUGAGAAUUUUUUUUUAAUUGUUGUUGAAUUCCCCCCCCCCAACACCCCCCACAUUGAUGGGCAGAUAGUGAAGUGCUCCUGUACAAAAAUUUUCACUGUGAAAAAAGGAAGCACUUUUCAUACCCAGCACAUCUGAGUCGAAAAUAAAAUCAACAUUAUAACAAAAGAAAAAUGCAAUCUUUUAGCAAACUGCUGAGUGGUGCAUGCUGCCAUGCCAAUGCAGUGGUCUUCAGUAUGACAACUUUUCACGCCCUGACCAGCAACAAGCAUAAUUCUUUUUUUCAGAUACAGCACUGUAGGUCUGCACAUUGCAGUGUAGAAUGUGCCAGGACAGCACUUUUCAUGUGUUGUCCAACAGUUGUUUUACACAAUAAAGCUACUAGACAAAACAAACAUAUGCUGCUGCCCAGUAUUGGAAAAAGCAUAUUUGCCAGGGCAGCUCUUUUCAUGUGCUGCCCAUCUGUGUUAAAUAAGCUAUAAUGCAGGUAAUUUAAAAAAAAUCUAAACGAAUUCGAGGUGUCAUCCAAGAAUCCUGCAGCUUCACAUAAUAUGCAGCCACAAGCAUUUUACCUCGACGUGACUUGCCUAGGUGCAAUUUAUACACAUCCUUCUAAAGUGGGAGAGUCGAAAAUGUUUGACUUCACUUUAGACAAAUGUAUCCAACACAGAAUGUAGAAGAUCUUUAUUUCAUAGGUGUAUUCCUAACAUUCACGCCCCCCAUCAGGGCAUGGAAGCCUAAGCUGUGUUAAGGGGUCCGGUACAGCAUAGCAUAUAUUAGGCGGGGGUUAUAUAUUUCUUUGAGUAUAAUUGUAUGGGAGAGAGUGUGUCUGGGUGAGUGCACCCAUGUAUGGGAAAGUCUAUGUUUCAGUGAGCUUAUCAUGGUAUGCAUGUUUGAGAAUUUGUGCAUGGCAGGGCCCACAGUGUGGUUCUUUAAAGGACCCGGCAAUUUCUAUCGGGAGCUCUUCUAACACUGGAGAUACAGCUACAUUUUAUGUGUUAGAGCUACAGUUAGUACUGAACUAGUGCCAAGUUAUAGAUAAUGCAAUUCUAGGCAUCAUAUCCAUUUCAACUCAUUGAAGUGGUUAUGGUGUCCAGAUUCCCUGGGCUCUGUCUCCUGAUUCUUUGUUAAACAAUGUCUGUACAGUUAAAGGGUGAAUCAUGAUCGCUGAGCACCCACAGCCUUACCACCAGUUUAUACCAGGUAUAGCAGAGAGUUUUCACCUGAUGCUCUCAGCCUUUCAGUGACCGGGACCGGAAUGGGGGGCAGCAGAGACCCUGAUUUACUUUUAAAAUGAUCAGAAAUGUUUUACCAGUGAAAUAGGAUAUGAUGCCUGGGAACUCUAGGCACCAUAACCUCUUUAAUGAGUUGUAAAAAAAUAUUCAAAUAUAAUCCAGAUUCAUAGAAUACAUACAUUACUGAUGUGAUUUAGAGUGGGUAUUUAUUUAUUUUUUUACUUUUUUUAUUUGUGUGUUUGUGUAUAUUUGGGGACAAAGCAUAUGUAGUGUAUAUGUGAGCCCAAUGCUAUAUGAUGGAAGGCUAUGUGAUCUGUGUUGCAACAGGUCAUCUGAGUCAAUGCUGUAGUCUGGCAUGUACAGUUCACAUAGAGUACUCCAACAUUCAGUCAUUGACUUAGAGAACUAGCAGCGUCACUAUAAGUCACAGUGACGAUCGCCGGGACUUUGAGUAAGGAUUCACAGUAAGCUUUAUCGAACAGAGGUAGAUAUCACAUGCUCCAUCACUAUGGUGAUGGGCCCCGGGGCCAGUCAGGGUGAUAUUUUUGUCUACCUGCCAGUCCAUGUACUCACGGAGCCCCUUAAAUGCUGGUACUCCAAUCAACUGUCUAAUUAACUGUGUGUAUAUACAUAGUGCCCUGUGCGUUUGUAGUAACAUUGAUCAUUUCAAAUUGUUAAUACCACAUUAUCAACACAGCUGACAUGGCGAAGGUUCCUAAGCACUGAGAAGACCCUGUUAUUAAACAAUUGGUAUUAAAUUGAAAAAUGGUUACCAAUUGAACCUGCUCGCUGUAGGGUUAUAUCUCUUAGAAUGUCCCUCAAAGCUCUUGGGCCACUUGUAGUCAAAAGGUAGAUCUCCAAAUCUUCUGGAAAUCAGCUACAAUUGAUAGCAGUAAGGGCAUCGGAGCACAGUGGGGGACUGUAGUUCUGCAGUAGCAGGACAUCUACAAUUUAGAUACCUCUUAUUACAUAAUUUUGUGCAUCUUUGGCGCCUAUCAAUCUCCAUCCUCCAGCAGAGUGACUCAGAAUACUUUUGGAAGAUAAAAGUUACACAUCAUAAAGGGGGCUGAGGUGGGACAGACCACGUAUAAAGGGGAUUAUGACAAACACGCAUUAUCACCUGACAUGUACCGUAUGAUUUUUUAAAUUUAAUUUUGAUUACGUGUGCACUAAAAACAUUUUGUGUAUUGCUUUAUUUCUAGUGUCAGAAGUUUGGAGAAUACCAUAAAGAUGACCCCAACUCCUUCCGGUUUUCAGAGACUUUCUCCCUCUAUCCACAAGUAUGUAACAGACAUAACUUUAUCUAAUGUUACCAAAGAUAUAAGGGAAAAAACAAUCAGUGCUUGUGUUGCAUGCUCUGAAUCCCAUCUCCAUGACAUGUGCAAGAGCAGAAAACAAGCGGCCUUUGUACUCAUUGUUUUCAUUGCAAUUUAUAUAAAGUACACAAGGAAAUUGGCAUAUAUGUGUCCACUAAAUUAUUGAUUGAGACAUGUUUAGUUUAACCCCUGCACCCUUUUCUUGUGCCAACUGCCAUAACAGUUUAUUUCAAAGUAUCCGAAGAAUGGCACAAUGCCAAUUUUCCAUGUGCCCUGAUACUAUUAUGACAUACUGAAGUCCUUUCUAAUAGUUAACCUAAUCAAUACAUUUGUACUAUAAAUUGGAAGAAAAAAAGUCUUCCCAGAAAAUCCAACAUUCAGAUCCAACAGUAUAAAAGUAUAUAAAUCAUGUUACCACUGUGCCACAGGGACAUAAAUAGAAUAUUAAAAGACAAACAUGUAUAGGGCCAUGUUCAAACAACUUCUCUAAUGUAGAGAUGGCCCUAACCUGCUGUUCAGCUAGAUCAGUUAUUCAGAAUGUAUUUUGUAUUUGUUCAGAAAUUAUCUUACUAGAAUACAUUGAGAUUUCUUGUGUACACAUAUGUCCUGAGGCAUGCAAACAGCACGUCUGCUUGCGGAGUUGCACACUUAACACACACAGAACACAGAUUGACAUUAACAGUUUUUAAAAGUUUGGUUUGCUUGGAAUGAAUCAUUUUCAGAACUUGCUGGCUUAUGGACUAUUAGGUCUAUAUUCGGUAGGUUAUUCCACGUUUAUUCACCUCUGUAUUGAUUGAUUGGAGAGUAAGAAGCUAGCGCUAUGGAGAGAUCCAAGUCUAUUGUGUGCCCUAAACAAUUGUUUCAAUCGGUGGUUGUAUUUUUCUUUCUUUCUUUUUAUUUAUUUAUUUAUUUAUUUAUUUAUUGGGUAUAAUGCUUAUGUGACAUACAGUUUUCCAUCGUUUGUUCCUGUAGAGUGCAUAAUAUUGUCCCAUUCCAGCUGUCUGUCUGGCUCUCCGCACAUGUUCCCUACUGAUUUCCCAUCAGAGCCAUUCCUUAGAAGUGAACAGCGAUAAGAUAAUUGUUUUGUGAUUUUUAUCUUCCAGUUUAUGUUCCAUUUGAGGAGAUCUCCAUUCCUGCAAGUUUUUAACAACAGCCCUGAUGAAAGUUCCUAUUACAGACAUCACUUCAUGCGGCAAGAUCUUACCCAGUCCUUAAUAAUGAUACAGCCAAUACUUUACUCGUACUCUUUCAGCGGACCCCCAGAGGUAUGGAGUUAUGAAAUCAAACUGAUUAACAAAAAAUUGCUUCAUUAUUACCGUUUUUUUCUACAUGGGGGUAGGACGCGGCAGUGAACAGUGUGCCUACCCUUUAGAGAUUUUGCUGGGUGAUAAGAGGGCCAUUUCAUCCAUGAAUGUGGUGAAAUUGCACGGCAUAUUAAGAAUGGCUAAAAUAAUGAAUGAAUACCUAUCAGUACAUAUAUAUAUAUAUCAUAAGUGAAUCUGUUUGUGUACAUAGAUUUAUAUAUACACAUUGUUGCCUUGCCUUGUUGUGUAUAAUUAUUGUCAGAUCCUUUUCUUUUAAUGAUAUUCCCAGCUCUCCCAGAAUAAGAUGCACGUUUAUUUUUUGACCCAAAUAGCAUAUCUUUACAUUAAAUCUCAUCUUCCACCUACCUGCCCUUUUCGGUAAUUUAUUUGUAUCUCUUUAUAGACAGUUACGUAUCAUCCUGACAAAAUAUGUCAUUGCAUUUGCCUUUUAAAAAAAAUAAAUUAUAAUAAUUAAUUGUAUGUAUUUAAAUGCUAAAAGGUGUGUGUCCUAUUUCCUUGCCAAUGCCUUAUAAUUUGGGGCUGGUAUUAUAUAUCGGAAGACUGGCUACAUGCUAUGAAGUUUUUUACCCUCACCUAACCCUGUGCUCCGAAAUGAUUUCAAAGCAUUGAGAGAUGCUGUUAAAUAUUUACUUCCCGAAGCGGCUAACAUUUUACGGAUACCAAAACCACUAAUGCUGUAUUUAAUGAACCAGGACAUUGCUUUCCUGUAAUGUUAAUUGCUGCAAUUAUUAACCUCUGGCACAGCAGGGGCCGUCUGUGGCAUUUCCAGGUGCCAUUUCUUUGUUUACCCUGAGCAUGUUGAAGCUGCAAGAGAAUUCUAAAACUGCAGUAUUCUAAAUAGCGACAGCUACACUUUUAUUGGGUAGUUUGCAAACAGAAAUUAAUGUUUGGCGUUGAUCUAAUCAACAAGUCCUGAAACACAGAAAGUCCUCUUGCAAGCUGUGUGUAAUUAAUUCUUCUUAAGCUGAACGUGUUCUCAUUCGUAGGAAAGCGCCUGCUAUUCAGAUGGUAUAGACACAAAACAGAAGGAUGGGAAUAUUAGAGCUUUCAGUUUCUCUUUACACAUUGUAGUAUUUAUUGUUCAGUAUUUCUCUUUUUUUUGUUUUCUCUGUUAUUUUAAUUAUUUGCCAUGUUUAGGUUAUGACCACCUGGCAUAAAAAUGUAAAUUGCACUCUCAAUAAGUAACGGUCAUACUAGCUUAGAUCACCAGAUAUGUCAUCCCCAAAGCCAAUCAAACCAUGACUCUACCUUUAAACACACUAAGGCUUUUACCCGGUUCUGUACAUGCAUGUAUACAUAAUAGAUGUGGUUCUUUGUUUUUCAGCCAGUGUUGCUGGACAGUAGCAGUAUUUUGCCUGACAGGAUCCUUCUGAUGGACACAUUUUUCCAAAUCCUCAUUUACCAUGGAGAGGUGAGUCUGGGAGUACGCAGAGAAGAACGGUGAAAAGAAGUUGAUGAACGGUGUAGGAAAAAAUGUCUCUCCCCGCUUUCUUUUUUUCCCUAUGUCUUUUCCCAGCCUCCCUUUCUCCUCUAAUCCAACCAGAAGCAGGUAGAAGAAGCAGCUUAAGACAGAAUACGUAGACCCAGGGUUGAGUCAGACUGUGGUUUGGAGAUGGAGGGUGGCACAUUCACAUUUGCAGCAUUUAAAACUGAAACCCUUAGAUCUGCAUCUUCAUGUAGUACAUAAUGGAUACUAUGUAUGUAAAUACUCUUACAGUUAACACUAACUAUCCCCCUGCGCUCUUUUAACCCUAUUUGUUCCUUAAUUGCCCAUAAUAUCUCUAAAGUGGUUGGCUUUGUCACUGCUGUGGUCUUCUUGGCCCAGUGUGGCCCUGGAUCUUAUCCCUUUUUUUGGUUUCAGCUGUCUAUUGUGUGGCAUCCUGAUGGCAUUCUUGUGGUAAUGACUUACCGCUGCAAGAGAAUUAUAAACAUAAAGUGGUGCAUCACGAUGGUCAGCUGAGACAUCACACAAUGGACAGUGGGAGCUAGAAGAUAGAUACAUUCAAGGCCAUACUGGGACACAGAAACCACAGGCCGUCACUUGUAAACCACAUGAUUUAUAUACCAGGACUAUUGUUAAACUGCUCACUAGUUCUCCGUGUCCUCUCAGGGCUUCUUAUAUUGCUGUGAACUGAACAACAUGGGCCGUAUAUUUCACCAUGGCAUUAAACACACUUUAUUCAGCAAACUUUACUGGCUUACUUACUGAUAAAAUAAAAACCAAAAAAGUUCAUUGUGUCCUUCUUUCCUUAUGAUUUGCAUUUUGUUUUCUCAAAUCUAGACCAUAGCACAGUGGAGAAAAGCAGGCUACCAGGAGAUGCCAGAAUAUGAAAAUUUCCGCCACUUGCUGCAAGCCCCGGUGGACGACGGGCAGGAAAUCCUUCAUUCCCGUUUCCCAAUGCCUCGCUAUGUAGAUACUGAGCACGGAGGCAGCCAGGUAAAUGCAAAAACUGUGCAAAUACUUUGAAUGUCUGUGAAACAUGCAUAGAUAUAUCUAUCUGGGGGGACAUUUUUACAUUUACAAAAAUCUUUUUGCUUAUUGCAGAUAGCCAGAUGUUCUAACUAUAGAAUUCACAGUUUUGUGUAAACUAAUGUCACAUUACUUAUUAGAAGGGAUUGUCGACAAUAGGAAAUAUACACCCUUCAUGAAUAUGAAACCCUUCAAGCAAGCAGAUGUUGCGAUUGUUUAUAUCUUCUUUUUUGCUAUUGCAUGCUACAACUGACAGGCAAAGUAUUUCCACGAGGCUGAGUUCUCCUAUUAUAAUUAUUAUUAGCAUUUAUAUAUAGGAACAACAUAAUGCUCAGUGCUUUACAAUUAUAGAAUGGGAAUGUUUGACAACAAGUAAUUCACAUACAAAAUAUUGACAGACACAAGAAUUAAGGCAGACCCUGCUCAAACGUGCUUACAAUGUAUUAGAACAAAUUGAUAUGUUCUUAAAUAGUGUGUUCUCGGUGACUUCUGUUCAUAACUCUGUCAUUUAUGCCGCUUAUUGAGAAAAGUUCUCUCCUUACUGGGUACCCUCACGACUAGACAUUUAUUGCCUAAUCCAUGGUGCUUUGAGUACUAAAGUUAAGGGGAGAACCCAAAUCCUGAAUGUAAUAUGCAGUGUAACAAUGUAUAGGUAGGAGUAAUUUAAAGGAACACAAAGGGCACCAGAACAACUUCAUUGAAAUGAGGUUGUUAUUUUUUCCCGGAAGUACCUGACACUGGCUUUAGGGUUCACUUCCAUGAGCGUUUUAUCCCCACAUUCUCCUCUCCAGCGCCAGCUCUGCCCCGUCUAACUUCUGUUUGCUGAAAAUCUUGAAAAUGGAAUACGACUCUCUCAGCCAAUCAGUAACUCCCCAUUCAUAAAAACAGCUUGAGAAACGUAUAUCAUUUUUUCACUGCAUUUUGUAAAUGGGCUUCCGCUUGCAAGCUUUUUUUAGAAAGCAGGUGCUGGAGUGGGCAUAGCAAUCUGGCGUUGGAGAGGAGACUGUGCUAUUAAAAUGUUUGUGAACUGUUUAACCACUGAAGGUAAGCCCGUCCCAGCAUAAUAGUUUUGUUUCGAUGCAGUAGUUAUGGUGCAGAGAGUGUUCCUUUAAGAUUCAUACUGUGUAAAGAAUUUUAGUUGGAACACAAGCUGUAGAGCAUGUGCAAAGAUAUAAUAUUUGAGGAGUAUCUCUAGACUCAAGUCUAGUGGGUUAGAUUGCUGUUCACAUCUAGAUUCAGAACAAAAGUGUGAAAGUCUUUGGUUCUUCCUAAAGAGGUAUUACCCGCUACCCUGCAGCGCUUCCUCUGUUUUCUGUUAGAGGAACUACGUUAAGGCUUUUAUUUCUGUGUUAUUUAAAGGGACACUAUAGUCACCAGAACAACUACAGCUUAAUGUAAUUGUUCUGGUGAGUAUAAUAGUUCCCUUCAGGCUUUUUUCAUGUAAACACUAAGUUUUCAGAGAAAAGGCAGUGUUUAAAUUGCCUCUAGGGAAACCUCCAAGUGGCCACUCCUUAGAUGGCCAAUGGAGGUACUUCCUGGAUCAGUGCUGCCAAAAAAGCAGCCCUGAUGUUCAGUGCCCCCACGCUCUGCAUGGUGACGCUGAAUUUUCCUCAUAGAGAUGCAUUGGUUCAAUGCAUCUCUAUGAGGAGGUCCAGGUUGGCCAAAACGGCAUUUGGCCCACCCCCAUGCCGAUUUUAGCCAAUCCAAUGCUUUCCCCAGGGGAAAGCAUUGGAUUGGCUAAAAAUCGGCCAUUUCAAUUAUGUCACAAAGGGGGGCGGAGCCAGCACUGGCAGUCCUGCGUGGUGCUGGAAAUAAGGUGAGUUUUAAACUUUUAUAGGAGGGCUAAGGGGGGGGGGGGAAGCCACCUUAAUGGUGGGUUAAACCCUAUAGGAUCAGGAAUACAUGUUUGUGUUCCUGACCCUAUAGUGUUCCUCCUUUUUUUUUUUUUUAUACAAGCUAAUGCAUUUUCUUUGGGACACAGCAUAGAUAUCUAGCAGAUAGGUGCAUGAUAUUUUAAAUAUCAAUCAUUGCGCAUCUACUAUAAUAUUAAUGGUAUGUAUGUUUCACCCUAACAAUCAUCAAUGAGCACAUUAAUUAUGCAUCAUUAAUGCUAGCAUAAAUCAUUAUGCUCUGCAAGAAGAAUAUAUAAGUACCCAGAUAAUUGAUAUACUGGCAGACAGAUUUAAUACAAUGUUAAAUGUAUACAGUAUACAUAUAUAGCUAUGUACUCAUUCCUAUGUGUGUUUUUCAGGCUCGCUUUCUGCUGUCUAAAGUGAAUCCAUCCCAGACCCACAACAACAUGUAUGGCUGGGGACAGGUCAGUUUUGUCCUGCGUGUUAAAAUAACAAAAAAAAUCUAUAUGUUUGUUUGCUAGUGUAGCAAUGUCAGUGUGUGUAUAAUGAUCCUUUCUUUAAAGAUAUGUUCUACAAUGAUAGGUUUAUAUUUUGGAUGUUGUUGGUUGCUUUAAGUAUGCAUCUGUGGCUCUUUUUGGAGAUUUUGAAGGCUAGCCUCAAGGAUUUAAGGUCUACAUUAACAGUCCAAUCCAGAUGGUUGAGUGAAUAAUAAUUUACCAGGUCUAAUACUUGUUGCUUUUCAUUCAUCAUGUGGUUGGCAUUAGUCCCAUGCCAAAAGAUCAUUUAUUGCAGAAACGUUAAGGGUGAUAGAGUUUCCACCAACAUUCUAAUAAUCAGUCUCAAGUCGUGAAGCUUUUUUUUAAUGUUGUCACCCUUAAUGCUCUGAUAUUAUUACAGAUAUAACAGAACAUUUCACUAAAGUGGAUGUUGGCUAGAACAUUUUUCUAAAUAGCUGCUAAUUCUGGAAUGUGGGUUCAGGAUCAUUAUGUCCUGAAUGUUACAGUGCCAACAUGUAUCAACACUUCUGCUCUGUUAUUGGUUCCCUGCUUGGCAUUGAUUUACUUAAGACGUUGUCAAUGUUUCUUUCAAAGUAAAGGAUUGUCCGAGUGACUUGACAUCACUGAAAAAAUCACAUGCUUGGCCUUGAACUGCUAUGAUUUGACAAACUAUCAGAUUAAGAAAAACUUCUUCAAAGACAUAUAUAAACAUGGGAAGGUAGUGACUGUUUGUUUUUACAUGUAGAUGUUGUUAAAGCAAUGUUGUUAAUCAGUUUAAUUUUAUUACUGAAUUCCACAGUUUGACUAUGACUUCUGCAAUGGCUUUACAUCUUUGCAUUUUAUAGUAGUGUGAUUAUAAUCCUGAUUCUCUUUCAAACAGGAGUCUGGAUCUCCGAUACUUACAGAUGAUGUCAGUCUACAGGUUUUCAUGGAUCAUUUAAAGAAACUGGCUGUUUCCAGCGCUGCCUAAAAAAAACGAAACUUCUAAUUCCCUUCCUUGGGAAAGUUAUUGAUUCGUAUUCAGAUAUCUUUGUAUGGGUCCUGAAUGCUGAAAAAAAUGACUGCUCCUCCAUCUACUCUUCUUCCUCAACAGAACAACAUGUCUGUGACGAUGAACAAUUUCUAAGAGCGAACUGAACAAAAGAAAAAUGUGAAUUUAACACACACACUUUGGAGUACACUUAGUACUUCAAGCUGCGAAAAGUAGACUGUAUUUUGCAGCUGUAGCCCAAGAUGUCCGUAUAGAUAAUAUUUUGAGUAAUUAAGUAAGAAGGGAAAUAGCUAAAAUAUUCAGCGUCAAGGUAAAUAUACACUAAAAACAAAACACUACAUUAGCAAUUUUCCAACAGAUGGCAUCUGCAGCAUAUUGCUGUACAAUAUGAUAAAGCGUUGGAUUUGCAACCCCCGCGCCCCCACCAUAUGCGCUGCCCUUUCUUACAUCAGAGUUAUCCUUUCCUCUGUGUUUUUUUUACACAUUUGCUCGUAAGUUGCUCAACAAUGCUUUGAAAUGUUAGUCAGUAUUCUACAUUGUUGAUUCUAUAUAUUUUUGCAUGCAUUAUUUUUCUGGUUUGUUUUGUUGUGUUUUUUUUUUUUUUCGUUGCAUUUUAUUUCCUCAACUCAUUCUUAUAAUUAAGGAUUUGAAAGACACCAAUUAUGGCUUAUGUCUUGCGUGUAGUGUUUUUGCUGGGUAGCCAGAGGCUUUAUUUAAAGGGGUAUAUUUCUACAAUAUUUCUUUAGUCCAGAAAGACCCAGAAAAGUUUACAUUUUCAUGUUUUAGCCCAUUACUUGCUGCCUAGUUAGAAUAAGAAAUAUUAUAUAUAUCUAUAUAUCCACUGCUUAAUUUCACUUUGUACAAGUUAAAAAAUUUUUAAAUAAACUUGUCCGCUAAUCAUCACAACAAACAUAGCAUACAAUGCAAGGUGAUGUUUUAAACCAAAGUUGAUUUUGAUGGUUUGUAGUCGUGAGCAUUACAUUUUGCCAAUGGUUGGCAAGGGAUUUAACAGAUUUAGAGAUUUUAUAAAAUAGUCUCUUCAGUUUACACCUGUUAUAAUGACAUCAUAUAAACAGUGAAAUGCUUAUUUUCUGUCUUAUUCAAUCGUUUGAAUAAAAUGACUGAUAUCCUCUUGGUGCCUUUA
This is a messenger RNA of Pelobates cultripes (western spadefoot toad), 68993 nucleotides long. The record is from the annotation of a GenBank genome assembly. NCBI's taxonomy places the organism in Eukaryota, Metazoa, Chordata, Amphibia, Anura, Pelobatidae.